Molecule: messenger RNA, 58950 nt
Organism: Melitaea cinxia (Glanville fritillary)
Lineage: Eukaryota; Metazoa; Arthropoda; Insecta; Lepidoptera; Nymphalidae
Gene: dpy
Exons: 136
Coding region: 300-58799 (19499 amino acids)
Molecular function (GO): calcium ion binding
Source: RefSeq, a predicted model, not a curated record
UGCUCCGACCAACACGUCGGUUGCACGUACGAGUUUUGUGCGUCGCUACCACGUUUCGUCAUCGAGUGUCAGUCUGCUACACCUUCGGAGUGUUGUAGGUGCAGUGUUGUGACAGUGUGUUUUUAGUCAUACAAUCGGAUAGUGUAUCUCUAUAAAAUAACAUUGUCCUUUGCGUGCGGCUUGUUCUAAGGAGUCACUUAACGGCUGUUCGCCUAGCGAGGGAAGGCGGAUUGCUUGCACCGGGAGGAAUGAGCCCCGUACAUUACUGCUCCCGCACUCACCGAUGAUCUCAAGGGACAAUGUAUAUAGAAACCCUACCGCUCGUGGUUUGGACGCUCUUACUAACAACGACACAUGUAGCGACGCAAAACCAAUAUGGAAUAGGCUUAGGAAUAAAACGAGAAGUAUUUUUCUUAAAUUUAGAAGACGGUUACUUCGGUUGCCAAGUAAACGAAUCGACACAAAUAUUGCAAUUGUAUGAAUUAUCUAAACUAUGCGACGGAGUGCCUGAUUGUUAUAAGGCAUCCGAUGAACUUAGAAAAGAAUUAAAAUGCUCAGAUGAUUGUACCAAAGACGACGGAGCGCAAUGUAUUAACGGUGCCUGUCUCAACGGUGUUUGCUACUGUAACGAUGGGUACGGUGGAUGUAACUGCCAAGAACUUGAUGUGAACGAAUGUAAGGAUAGGCCGUGUGAUGUAUUCGCUCACUGUACAAACACCGUUGGUAGCUUCCAGUGUUCGUGUUUCCCAGGAUAUGUGGGAGAUGGUUUUACUUGUAAAGACAUAAACGAAUGCGAAGAUCCAACAAUCGCUGGACGAUGCGUAAAAAACGCUGAGUGUUGUAACCUGCCUGCUCAUUUUAUUUGCAAAUGUAACCGAGGAUUUGAAGGCGACGGCGAAGAAGAGUGUCGAGAUAUCGAUGAGUGUCAACGACCUGGUGCUUGUGGUACAAAUGCGAUUUGCCAAAAUUACCCUGGAAACUACACUUGUGCUUGUAAAGUGGGCUACACGGGAAAUCCUUUUGAUGGGUGCGUCGACGUGGAUGAAUGCGACAACAGUGAGGCUUGCGGCUCUGGUGCUUUGUGCCGUAACGUGGAGGGUGGAUACGAGUGCAGCUGCCCACCUGGGAGCGAAGGCGACCCGCGCGUUGCCUGUUUCGACAACGACCAAUGCUCACGUUCUCCAUGCGGCCGCGAUGCUCUUUGUGAGAAUCUAUCUGGCGCCCAUCGCUGUUUCUGCCCACCAGGUUUUCAAGGAGAUCCCAACGUGCAGUGUACCGAUGUAGAUGAAUGUAAGAAUAGCGAGUCCGUUUGCGGUAAGCAUGCUGUGUGCACCAACACUGUCGGCAGCUAUGCGUGUACAUGCAAGCCCGAGUAUACAGGAGAUGCACGAGCAAUUGAUGGUUGUUACGAUGUCAAUGAAUGUGAAAUAUUGGAACAUCCCUGCGGCUUGCAUGCGACAUGUGAGAAUACUGAUCCAGGAUAUAACUGUGUCUGUCCUCAAGGAUUUCGUGCUAAACCAAAUCCUCAAAUUGCAUGUGAACAGGUGGAUGUGAAUAUUUUGUGUAAAUCAAAUUUUGACUGCACUAAUAAUGCAGAAUGUAUAGACAAUCAAUGUUUUUGUAAAGAAGGCUUCGACGCAAAAGGAUCAGUUUGUAUUGAUAUUGACGAAUGCAACAAUGUUACAAAAUGUGGACAAAAUGCGAUAUGUGUAAAUACACUAGGAAGCUAUAAAUGUGAAUGUGAAGAUGGUUACAUAGGCUCUCCUCCAAAAGCUGCAUGCCGAGCACCAUGUGAAGAUGUACAAUGUGGUGAACAUUCUUACUGCAAGUCAGUUGGCAUAGAGGCUUAUUGUAUGUGCGAAGACGGGUGGACUUUAAAUCCCAAUGACAUAUCCUCUGGUUGUCAAGAUGUUAAUGAAUGCGAUACUUCGCUUGGAUUUGCAGGAAGAUGUGGCCAUAAUGCUCAUUGCUCAAAUACUUUAGGAAGUUUUAUUUGCAAUUGUCCAGAAGGUUAUACUGGUGAUGCAUACCACGAAUGUUUAGAUAUUAAUGAGUGUUUGAUAGAUAACUUAUGUGGUGUAGGAGCAGAUUGUAUCAACCACGAGGGCUCUUUCGUAUGCGAAUGCCCAGAAGGUACCAUAGCCGAUCCUGAACCUAGUAUAAGAUGUUCUGAAAUUCUUACCUGCGAAACGGAAAAAGAUUGUCCUGGAAAUGCUAUAUGUAACUCAAGAAAGAAGUGCUUAUGUCCAGAACCAAACAUUGGAAAUGAAUGUAGACAUCCAUGUGAAACUGUCAAAUGUGGAAGUAAUUCAGAAUGUCUCUUAAGUGACUAUGAAGCUCAAUGUACAUGUCUUACUGGAUUUACAGGAAAUCCAUUGUCUUCUAUUGGAUGUCAUGAUAUUAAUGAGUGUCAAAUGAAUCCUUGUGCAAUAGGAGCGGUCUGUAAAAAUUUUCCUGGUUAUUUUCAAUGCGAAUGUCCCAGUAAUUUCAGUGGGGACCCGUAUAUAGACGGUUGCACAGUUAACACAAUAUCUAGUAAAUGUAGUAACAUUAAUCCAUGUCCACAUGGCGAACAGUGUAUUUUGCACGAGGGUGAAAAUGUUUGCGUAUGCACUCAAGGUUUUUCUCGUAGCAUUGAUACAGGUCUUUGUGAAGAUAUUAAUGAGUGUACGCAACUGGGUAGAACUCCGUGUGGAUUAAAUGCUAUAUGUAAGAAUUUACCUGGCAGUUACGAAUGCAAAUGCCCGCCUGAAUAUAGUGGAAACCCAUACAAACUUUGCGAAAUUUGUGAUGAUAUCAGCUGUCAAUGUCAACCUCCAUAUAAGAUUAUUGAUGGAAAAUGUGUCUUGUCAGGUUGUUCACCUGACAAAAAAUGUGGUAAAGGAGCUGAAUGCAUCAUUAUUGCGGAUGGAGUUAGUUACUGUGCUUGCCCUGUGGGAUAUUCUCAAAGCAUUGAUGGUUCAUGCGAAGACAUUAACGAAUGCAGUUACGGACAACAGAUCUGCGGAUUUGGAGCUGAAUGCAUAAAUACUAUUGGAUCUUACAUGUGUAAAUGUCCACCAGGUUAUGGUAAAGAUUCCAUAUCGGGCCACUGCAGUUUAAAUCAAAAGCAAUGCAUUAGUGACUCAGAUUGUUUCGCUAAUGAAAAAUGUGUCCAACCAGGAAACUGUAUAUGCCCACCACCUUUUUAUUUAGAUGUAACAGAUGGUCAAAAAUGUAAAAGUCCAUGUGAAAGAUUUGUAUGUGGUAUUAAUGCGAAAUGCACUCCCAGCGAUCCUCCAAAAUGUCUGUGUAUGCCUGGUUUUGAAGGAGAUCCUUAUACUGGAUGUACGAAUAGAAAUGAAUGUGACAGUGCACCAUGUGCCUAUGGCGCGAUUUGUCACGAUGAAAAGGGUGGAUAUACAUGUAGCUGCCCCGACAAUAUGGCUGGAGAUCCGUAUAAAUUAGGAUGUACUGAAGAACAAGGUAUUUUACCGAAGCAGCUAUGUGGUAAAAAUAGUCAAUGUCCCAAUAACCUAGCAUGCUUGAACAGUACCUGUGUAUCUCCAUGUACGAAAGUAUCUUGCGGGCCAAAUGCUUUUUGUGAAGUAGAAAAUCAUGCAGCAUGGUGUCGUUGUAACCCAGGAUAUACUAAACCAGAAGGUGGAAAAUGUAUUUCUGGUUGUGAUCACUACUCUUGCGCUCCUGGUGCACAAUGUAUCAUAUCAAAGACAGGACCAACCUGUGUUUGUCCAGAAGGAAUGGUAGGGAACCCUUUUCCUGGUGGUACUUGCAGAAGAGAUGUUUGUGGACCUGGAGUUCCUUGUGAAGAACCAUUAACAUGUAUAUCAGGGCGAUGUAGACAACGUUGUGAAUCAGAUGUUUGUGGUAUAGGCGCAUCAUGUGACGAGAAUAGUGGACGUUGCGUUUGCAAUACGUUCUUUGUCGGAAAUCCAGAUUUAUUAUGUAUGCCACCCGUUGCUCCUCCGAAUUGUGAGCCACAAUGUGGACAAAAAGCACAUUGUGUGUAUGGUCAGACAAAUAUUUGUAAAUGUGACAAAGGUUUUACGGGAAAUCCUUAUCAUGGAUGCGUUCCACGUAAACAUAUAACUUGCGCUACCGCUUCUUGUGGCUCAAACGCGGUGUGCCAGCAAACUAAAUCCCAUGUUGAAUGCUUGUGUCCUCCAGGUUAUGUGGGUAAUCCAAAUUUAUUGUGUAUUGAUAUUGACGAAUGUAGAUCAAGACCUUGUGCUGAGCAUGCAAUUUGUAUUAAUACUCCAGGAAGUUAUAGUUGUAUUUGUAAAAGUAAAUAUGUUGGCAAUCCAUAUGAAUUAUGCACCCAGCUUUCAAUUUCAAAAUGCUUAGAUGGAUCUGUUUGUGCAUGCUCUAAAAAUACAACAUGCCCCGAAGGAUACAUUUGUGAAAAUUCUAAAUGCAUUGAUGCAUGUAACUCAAAAAUUUGUGGACCCAUGUCGAUUUGUGAAGAAGGUAACUGUGUUUGUCUGACGGGUUACACUGGUGAUGCAAAUGAUGUAAUUCAUGGUUGCAAGCCUGAUAAUAGAUGUGUAAUUGAUAGUGAUUGUAAAGAUUCUGAAAUUUGUUUUCAAAUAGGAAGAAAUAUACGUAAAUGCGUUGAUUCCUGCAGUAAAAUUCAAUGCGGACCAAAUUCUUUAUGUGUCAGUAGUAAUCAUCAAGCUCAUUGCAUUUGUGCAGAAGGGUAUGUUGGUAAGCCAAGCGAUAUAAAGUCUGGUUGCCACUUACAACAAAGGGAACCUAGUGAAGUCGAAUGUAAUACCAACAGCGAUUGCGCAGAGCCAUUAGUCUGUGUUUCUAUAGAUGAAACUACACACAAAUGCCUCGAUUUAUGUUCUACGAUAGUGUGCAGUGCAAAUGAAAUUUGUAAAGUUAUAAAUAAGAAUGCACAAUGUGAAUGUAAAGAUGGAUUUCUCUGGGAUCCAGUGAAUUCUGUCUGUGAGCAGCCUACGACUCCGAACUGCGAAACUGACGAUGAUUGCGAAGAUAGUAAAUCGUGUCAAAAAGAUGUACUUGGGGUGAAUAAAUGCUUUGAUAACUGUUUAAUAUUUAUGUGUCCGCAAAAUUCUAAGUGCGUAACAAGUAAUCACAAAAGUCAAUGUCAAUGUUUGACAGGAUUUAUAGGAAAUCCCAAUGAUCGCGAUGGUUGUUUACCAUUGGAUAAAAACGAAUGCUUUAAUGACGCUCAGUGUAAGGAAAAUGAAAUAUGUAAAACAGUAGGAAACCUAAAAAAAUGUAUACCAGCUUGUCAACAACUAGUUUGUGGACCAAAUACAAUAUGUAUUACAAAUAAUCAUGUUGCAAAAUGUCAAUGCUCAUUAGGACCAUUUACUGGAAAUCCCAAUGAUUUAGAUAAAGGAUGCCAAUCUGUCCCCUGUGUGUAUAAUAUCGACUGCUUAGACCACGAACUAUGUAAUCGUAUGACACAUAAAUGCAUAAACGUUUGUACUGAGGACAGUUGUGGAGAAAAUGCAGUAUGUAUAGCAGAAAACCAUAAAUUCAAAUGUCAAUGUUUAACGGGUUAUUUACCUAACCCUUUACCUGAAAUAAGUUGUAAAAAAGUGGAAAUGUGUAAUCCUAAUCCUUGUCAUCCUUCUGCUCAUUGUGAACCUCUACUUUCCACAUAUAUUUGCAAAUGUCCCGCCGGCUAUGUCGGUGACCCGAUAAAAGAAGGAUGCAGAAAGCAGGGCGAAUGUCCAAGAGGUAAUAUUGAUUGUCGCCUUGACUCUACUUGUGUUGAAGGUCGUUGCGUCAACCCAUGUGAUGGGGCUUGUGGUAUAAACUCCUUAUGUAAAAUAGUAGAUAGGAAAGCUAUUUGCUUAUGCCCUGAAGGUUACGAAAAUUCACAAGACGGUAAAUCGUGUAAGAAAAAAAUAAUAGCAUGUCUUAGCAAACUGGAUUGCAAUGGAGAUGUUUGUCACAACGGUCAAUGCUUUUCAGCAUGUAGAAAUACUAGUCAUUGCGAUCCAGGAGAUUUGUGUAUUAAAAAUUACUGCGUAACGCAAUGCAAUACACAUUCGCAAUGUGGAAUAGGUCAAGCCUGUGUUGAAGGUCAAUGUUUAAUUGGAUGUAGAAAUAAUGAAGAUUGCCCUAAUGAUGAGUCAUGUAUAAAUAAUAAGUGUGUAAAUCCGUGCCAGGCUAUAAGAACAUGCGGACCGAACGCAAUAUGUAGUAGGAUUAAUCACAGUACGAAAUGUGAUUGCCCUCAAGGAUUUGAAGGGUCACCGACACCUCAACAAGGUUGUAUACGCAAGCCAGCAGCAUGUACGCGAACAUCACAGUGUCCUCCGGAUCACAUGUGUAUUGGCUUUCUUUGCCAGGUUCCUUGUCAGGAGCAUUCAAACUGCGCUAUAGGAGAAAAAUGUCAUGAUAAUAAAUGUCACAAAAUAUGUCAUACUAGUAGCAACUGCUUGCACGGAGAACAUUGUAAUGCCGGAAUAUGUAUACCUGGAUGCAAAAGUAAUGCAGACUGUCUGGAUAAACAAAUUUGCAUUUCUAAACAGUGCAAAUGUGAGGAAGGAUUUGAAAUGGUAAACGGUGAAUGUUUAAACAUUGACGAAUGUGCCAACAAUCCCUGUCAUCCAUCUGCUGAGUGCCUAGACUCUGCAGGUUCCUUCAAGUGUGUUUGUCCUACAGGAGCAAUUGGUGAUCCUUAUAAGACAGGCUGCUUAUUACCAAAUCAAUGUAGGCAGCAUAGCCAAUGUGAGGAUUCUCUUGCUUGCAUCAGAGGAAAAUGUUCAAAUCCUUGUGACAAUAGCGUUUGUGGCUUAAAUGCUAUAUGUAAAGUAAAGAAACAUAGAACAACUUGCGCUUGUGGGAAGGGACAUCUUGGAAAUCCAUUUGACCAAAAAGUCGGUUGCUUUAAAGUUGAAUGUAUAGAAGAUUCAGACUGUUCUCAAGAUAAAUAUUGCAACCUUCAGAGUAAUAAAUGUUCUGACAAAUGUGGAGAAAAUACUUGUCAAGGUGGAAUUUGUAAUAUAGAAGACCAUAAGAUGAACUGUGUGUGUGGUGUGGGUUUUGCCUUAAUGGGCGACAAAUGUGAAGAUAUAAACGAGUGCCUCAAAAAUCCAUGCCCUUUGAAUGCAAACUGUGAAAAUACAUUGGGAUCUUUUAAAUGUAUCUGCGUUAAUGGUACUGUUUUAGAGCAAACAAGUGGAAAUUGUAGAAUACCUGGAGAAUGUUCAAAUGACGAUGACUGCUCCUAUGAAACAAAAUGUCAUAAUAAUCGCUGUACCAAUCCAUGCGAUAAAUUAACAUGUGGUGUUAAUGCUGUUUGUUCAGUAUUUCAUCAUGAUCCAAUAUGCGAAUGUAAACAAGAUAGUCAGGGCGAUCCAUAUAAAGAAUGUAUAAAACUCCAGUGUGUAAAAGAUUCUGAUUGUUCAUACGAAGAAGCAUGUACUAAUAAUAUAUGUCAAAACUCAUGUAAUUUACCACGUGCGUGUGGAAAAAAUGCUAAUUGCUUAUCUAGAAAUCAUAUUGGUCAUUGUUCAUGUGCGUCGGGCUAUACGGGUGAUCCCGUACUUGGUUGCGUACCUAUUCAAUAUUGUUCAGACGACAGCCGAUGCUCAUCAGGCACUAAAUGCCUUGAUAACUUAUGCGUUGGUGUAUGUCAAAACUCGCGGGACUGUUUUGAUGAUCAAACUUGUAUUCAGGGAACUUGUCGAAUGACGUGUAUCUCGAACAGUUCAUGUCCCGAUUCCUAUUUUUGUGUAAAUAGAAUAUGUACUAAAGACAUUAAAUGUAGUUCCAAUGAUGAUUGUUCUGAUGAUGAACAAUGCCAACAGGAUAUUAAUGGCAUACCAAAAUGUGUUAAGUUAUGUGAAAAUCAGCCCUGUGGAAGAAAUGCCUUCUGUACAGGUAUUACUCAUAAGCCUAUCUGUACGUGCGUGGAGGGUUUUCUGGGUGAUCCCAUAAAAGGAUGCGACAAGAAGGAAUGUGAUAGUGACACAGAUUGUAGUGGUGAUAAAUACUGUGACAAUAAUAUAUGUAAAAUUGCUUGUCUAACCAAAAAUAAUUGUGGAGAAAAUUCUAUUUGUUCUUCUGAAAAUCAUAAACAUAUAUGCUAUUGUCAACCCGGUUUUACUGGAGACCCUAUUAAAGGAUGUACUGAAAUUAACCAGUGUGAAAUAAAACCUUGUGGAAAUGGAGCUGAAUGUAUCAGCACAAGAAGUAGCGCAAAAUGUGUAUGUCCAGAAGGUACUGUUGGAAAUCCAUAUGAGGAAGGCUGUCGCAAGUCUUCUGAAUGUAGAUUUAACAGAGACUGCCCUGCUGCUGCUCGUUGCACAGUUAUUGAUGGUAUAAGAAAAUGCACCGAUGCUUGUGAAAAUAUCAAAUGUGGACAAAAUGCAGAAUGCGUUUCUGCUAGGCAUUCUGGUCAAUGUAAAUGCAAAGAAGGAUAUGUAGGCAAUGGUGUUACCGAAAAAGGUUGUCGCCUUCGUGAAGUAGCUUGCACUAGUAAAUCAGAUUGCUCUGAUGAUCAAUACUGUCACAAAGGAAUAUGCCAAGGACUCUGUAUUAUUGACGAAGAGUGCGAAUUAAAUGAGAAAUGUUAUAACGGCCAAUGUUUAAAUCCUUGUCAAAUGGAAAAGACUUGUGGACUGAAUGCAAUUUGUCGUACGGAAAAUCAUAUUGUACAAUGUAAUUGUCCUAACAGUUUUACUGGUAAUCAAGACGUGGAAUGUGUACGCAUUCCUAGGCUAUGUGGGGUAGUCGGAGAAUGUGAAGACGGUUACGUUUGCAAAGAUUCUGCUUGCGUUCCUCAGUGUAAUCAUAAUGAAGAGUGUGCUGUUAACGAAAGAUGCUCUCAAGGAAGUUGUUUGUUGACAUGUCGUGUUGAUAAUGAUUGCUUCCUUGGACAUAUUUGUUUAUCGAACAGCUGUCGAUAUGGAUGUAGACAGGAUGACGAUUGUAGACAAGACGAGGUUUGCAAAAAUAAUUAUUGUAAAAAUCCUUGUGCCAACGAUAUUGAUCCUUGUGGACCAAAUGCGUAUUGUUCCGUCGUUAAUCGGAAAGCUGUAUGUUCCUGUUCCGAAGGUUUAAUACCCAAUCCCACGCCCAAUAUUGGCUGUAUUCGUUCACUAUCUCUUUCUUGCCAAAGACAUUCUGAUUGUGGGGAAGGUUUGAGGUGUGAAGAUAACCGAUGUCGACCAGCAUGUACAACUGAUGGAUCUGAAUGCUUAGAAGGAGAACGCUGCAACUCAGGUGUGUGUCGAUAUGCUUGUACAUCAGAUGCACAUUGUUCUGAAGAUGAAGUUUGUGAUGGGCGUAUUUGUGUGACUGGCUGCAGAACGAAUUCACAUUGCCCCAGUCAUCUUGCUUGCAUGGCAGGACAGUGUUUAGAUCCAUGUACAGAACCAGGCACAUGCGGAGUAAAUGCCUUGUGUGUUACUAAAGAUAAUAGGCCUGUGUGUACAUGUCCUCAGUAUUUAGUAGGUGAUCCAAAAGUUGUUUGCAAGAGAGUAACAACUGCUUGUGACGCACAUAAUAAUUGUCCUGAUGGAUUUAGUUGCUAUGGCGAUGUUUGUUAUCCAUCAUGCAGAAGAGACAAUAUUUGCUUGUCUAAUGAAAAAUGCAUUCGAGGAAUAUGUAGACUAAUAUGCAAUAGUGAUGAUGGAUGCAGUGAAGGUCACAUUUGUGAAAACAGAAUUUGUAAGCAAGGUUGCCGUAGUGAUAAUGCGUGUGAUAAUAAUGAAGCGUGUCUUAAAGGACAAUGCAAAGAUCCUUGUGUUAACAACGCAGCAUGUGGAAUUUGUUCUGAAUGCAAAGUAGUUAACCAUCGUAGUCUUUGCAGUUGUACAAGUAACUAUACAGGAAAUCCACUCGUGGAGUGUAAGAAAAAAUCAAUACAAUGUGACGGCUUUUGUCCAUGUGACGAGAGUGGUUAUUGUAUAUCAUUAUGCGAAAAUAAUUCGGACUGCAGUUGUGGUGAAAAAUGUUACAAUGGUGGUUGCAGAUCUCUAUGCUCAAAUAGAAACAAAUGUCCCCAACGACAAAUAUGUCAACAAGGACUUUGUGUUCCUGGUUGUAAUAACAAUCGGGACUGUGGUGAUGAUAUGAUAUGUUUUUCAAAACAAUGUGUUACAGUAUGUCAGGAUAGUUCAUGUGGAAAAAAUGCGAUGUGCUUGGCAAAUAGACACCGAGCUGUUUGUAGUUGUCCUAGCGGCUUCUCUGGUGAUCCAGAAAAAGAGUGUAAAGCAGUUGAAUGUACAAAACAUGAAGACUGUGGGGCUGAUGAAGAAUGUUCUGAUGAAGGAACGUGUAAAAACAUUUGUCUAAAUGCCUGUGGAUCAAAUGCGAUAUGUCGUUCAGUAAAUAGACUACCACAGUGUUCUUGUCCACCUAAUUACGUAGGAAAUCCGAAACUAGAAUGCUCUAAGCCCCCAGCUGGAAGUUGUUUGCGCAAUCCAUGCGGUAUCAAUGCUCGCUGCCGUGAUCUUGAGGAUGGGGACUACGAGUGCACGUGUCCUCCGGGAUGCGCCGGUAGCCCCCAAACGCAAUGUUUCUGUGGCUCUAUGUUGCCAUGUGCGCGUAAAUCUUGUGGUACUAAUGCCCAGUGUCGUAUUGGUGAAAAAGGGAAACCACUUUGUUACUGUCCGCGAAACUUCCCUAAUGGAGAUCCGAAUAUUGAGUGUGCUCAAGAACCCAGCGUUGUUGAUUGUCGAACGACUGGUUGUGGGAUAAAUGGAGAAUGCUUAAGAGAAGGCGCCGAAUUUGUAUGUCGUUGCAUUCCUGGUACAGAGGGACAGGCAGAUAUUGAGUGUCACACCAGUAUCGAAUGCACGAGUGAUAAAGACUGUCCAGUAGACAAAGCGUGUUUGAGCUUACGUUGCGUCGACCCUUGCACGAUACGGGGUGUUUGUGGAGAGGACGCCCUGUGUGUGUCCGUGAUGCAUCAGGCUCAGUGUUCGUGCCCUCAGUGUUAUGUGGGUCAGCCGCGCCUAUCCUGUCAACUAGAUCCUACCUGCAAACCUACUGCUGACGCCAAUAUUACGUUUACUUGUUCCGAGAAUAAACCGUGCCCAUCAAAAUUAGCAUGCGAUAUGAAGACUAAUGAAUGUCGCAAUCCAUGCUUAGACUAUCAUAACUGUCGAAGAAAUCAAAAAUGCGAAGUUCGAAAUCACAAGCCAGUUUGUGUAUGUCGAAAUGGUUUUGCUCUUAAUGAAAGAGGAGAAUUAACUUGCGCACCAGAAAAUGCUGAAUGUACGAGAGAUGAACAAUGCCCAUCUAAUGCUGCAUGCCGAGAUUCUAAAUGUGUGAAUCCUUGUUUAGCACCUAAACAAUCUAUUUGUCCUAAAGGAAAACAGUGUGAUGUUGUAGAGCAUCGAGCUGUAUGUGUAUGCAUUGAAGAUUGUCACCCUACAGUGUCAAUAUGUCUAAGAGACAAUGGGUGCCCUCAAAAUUUAGCAUGCAUAAACUAUCAAUGUAAAAACCCAUGUAAAGAGGCCUGUGGUGAUGCUCCUUGUUCAGUUGAAGAUCACCACCCCGUAUGCAAGUUUUGUCCUACUGGAUAUAUACACGAUGAAAAGCAUGGCUGCAUUAAAGCUUUAGAGUGCGGUGCUCACGAGCAAUGCGCUGCGGGCCUGGCGUGUAUCGGCGGGCGCUGUUCCGACCCAUGCGCCCACGGCGGACCGUGUGCGCGCGGACAACACUGCGCUGUCAUUAACCACCAACCUGUCUGCUCAAAUGUAUGUCAGUGUCAAACAGCUUCAGAUUGCGCCAGGUAUCCAGACACAAAGUGUGAUGGGUGCGCUUGUGUACGGGAGGAUAAACCAAGCACAAUUUGUGCACAUUGUCGGCCGGGAGUUCCCUGCGAUCCAUUUUCCGGAGCUUGCAUGGAAAAUGAUCGACCUCUAAAUGUCCCACUAACAGAAACAAAUUUUGACAUUACUACUUCGACUACAGUGGUGUUGAAUGACAAUUCUUAUAAUAAAUAUGACAGUGUCACUAAAAUAUAUACUGAUAUUAUCUCUGAUGCAAAAGUAUUAAAUACUACAGACGAUCAUUUUCCAACAGGAAUUACUUUUAAUAAAAAUAUUAUACAUAAAACGACAACAGAAGGUGUUCAAAUUACAACUAAUGACAUUAGUUCUGAGAUAUACGCUUCCACAGCUGAUACGAGCAUUGAAAGUACAGAUUAUGAUCAAACAGAAAAAAAUAAUUUUAUUACAAUUGAUUCGCCUAAAUAUGAAGUAAAUACAAAUCAAGAUGUACUUAACACCGAUACCGAAAAGUAUUAUACUAAGGACGUCACUACUUUUGAGCCUAUGUAUAACACUGAAGUAAAUCCAACUGAUUUCACUACAAAAAAUAACUAUGAUGAUAUAACUUUAAAAAUAAAUCAAGAAAAAGAAUUUCAGACAACAUUUGUUGAUAAAGAACUUGUACCAAGCAGUAGUACAAUACACACUGAAAGUACAGUAAGACCUCAAUUAAAACGAACAGAAACAAGUGGCGCACAGAAACAAGUUCAUGAAAAUAAAAAUACUAAAACACCAGAAAAUCAAAGAAACUUACAUAAAAAUUAUACAGAUGAUUCGAUAACAUCUGUUGUUAAUAGUACACCUAAAUUUCAAACAACUGUCUCAUUAAUGGAGGAGCAUACUGUUAAAGAUUUAAACCAGUUUUUAAAUGACAGUGAAACAGAUAACAUAGGGGAAACAGUAAGUCUAGAAACUAUUAAUAUCACACAUACAAUUUUUAAUAACAUUAAUACUACAGAAACCAAUAUUGAAACUGAUUUAUUUAAGGAGAGUUCGGAUUUUUUAUUUAUAGAAACAACCACAACUAAAAAAAACAUUAAAGAAAAUGUGAGCAUAGAUAUAAUAACAAGUGAUUUAAUUACCAAAUCAACCAAUGUAUUAGAGACUAAUACUGAAAAAAUACUUAAUAAUGUAGAUAUAACAACAAAUUCUUUAAAUACGAUAAGUUUGACGCAAAAAAAUUUUAAAAAUGAAUCUGGAAAGGUCAAUAUAUUUGAAAAAGCAGAGGAAACAACAACAGUCUCUUCUGGAGUUUUAUCAACAAGUGAUUCAACUCAAACGGCGACUUAUAGCAAUGAUAUAUCGACCACCCUAAACGAUUUUUUUAAAACUAGAAGUGUUGAUGAUGUUUAUGGCCACACAAUUAUGGAUUCUACAAGAACGACAGUUAAAAACGAAGAUGCCAAAGACAUUUCAAAACCUGUAGAUUUAGAACAAGAAUCUACUACCUAUAAAACAGAAAUAUACCGAGAGCCUUAUGCUCCCGAAGAAGAUCAACAACAUACAUCAACUUCUGUGUCACUUAAUACAGUUACUGAUGAUAGGAAAUUAAUUGAAAAUAAAAACACAAACUUAAACAUAUUUAGUAAAACUACUGAAACCGUUUCAAGCUCUGAGACUGUGUUAACUACUGAACAUAGUGAAAUUACAGACUCAAAUGAUGGUAGCGAAAAUUUUUUUGAAUCAUAUGAGACCACUACUCAGUUGCCUUUUACUACAUUGUCAAUAGAAAACACUGAAAAAAUUAAAACUACUCUGAGUACGAAUACGGAAAAAAGUUUGUUUACAAAUGCAUUUACAAUUAAUGGAAUAGAUGAAUUUGUAACAAAUAAUAUUAAUUCAAUAUAUACAACUGAUUUUCAUUCAAAUACAAUAAAUAAAUAUAAUGGUAAUAAGGAUUCUCUUAAAGAAUCUUCUAAAACAUAUGCCACAGAUAAAGAAACUACUUUGUCUGAAACUUACCCAGUAAAAACAAUUACAGAAUCUUUUAUGACUGACUUUGGAACGGGUACAUUCUUAACAACAGACCGUAAUAUUGUAACCGAAUAUACAGAUAUAACAUUAAAACCAUUAUCACCUGAUUACGUCACAGAACAAAACACUGCUUCAUCACAAAAUAUUUCCCACAUACUGCAGCACAGUACUAGAUCUGAAAAAAAUAAAACAUAUCAAAACGAAUCAACCGAAAAUAUGACGCCUGAGCUUAGUACAACUGUAACAGAAGAUAGUCGUUUAUAUAUAUCUAAUUCUGAAUAUGAAAUGUUUAAAACUAUUGAAACAACCACUGUAAAGGCUCAAGAUACAUCUCAAAAAAACGUUCAAAUUGAAAGUUCAACUAAUAUUUAUAUUGAAAUGACACCUGAUUAUACAAAAGAUUUUAUUUCAAAUAAUUUUGAUGAUGAAAUGACUGAACAGAAUUUUAAUGUAAAAACUACUGCUGUACCAUCACACAGUCAACAUUAUGUUAAAAGUUCAACAUUUAAAAUGCCACUUACUAAUAUUUAUGAAACACUUCCUACUUCUGAAACUUUUACAACGUUAUUAAAUCCAAAUAAGGAAGUUAUUGAAGAGCUAUCAAAUACACAAACUCCAACUACAGUCACACAAAGUGACGAUUAUAAUCAACUUGCAGAUAAAACACAAGUAGCAAAAGAGUUUGAGGUUAAAAUUUACAAUAAAGAAUUACCAAAAACUCAAAAAGAUACAAUUAUGACAUCUUCAGAAAAAAGUCUUGACAUAGGCACAUCUACGCAAAAUUUAAAUACUCAUACAUUUUCAGCGGUAGAUUCAGAUAUAAAUACAACAGAUUUUUCGGAAAGUCAGAUUGGUAAAUCGGCUUUUAUAGGAAAAUUUGUUAAUGAUACAACUGAAUUAACUUUAAAGAAUAAUGUACAUGAAGUUAAAAAAAGUACUUUAGAAGAAAUAAAUACUCUAUCUACAACUACGAGAACGAGAUUUACUAUAUCAAAUGACAGUGAAAGUUUUGGUUCUUCAAACCUUUUACCAUUGGAUGAUAUUAGUAUAACGUCAAGUAACGAACGUACUUUAACAACAUCCAUAACCAACCAAACAGAUAUUCCAUCUGAAAAGUAUGAUAUUACAACUUCCUCUGCUAUGUCCGAAAACAUCUAUAUUAGUAAAACUUCCACUUCUAUAGCACAAACUAAUAACUAUAUUGAUCAAAUUACCACUAAUUCUGAUAGCUCGGAUGGCAUUUAUAUGACCGUAACCGAAAGUACAAAUAAUAUAAAUUCAUCUUAUAAUAGUCAAGUACUAAAUAAAAAUACUCUCACGUCAGUACCAAUAAAAAAAAAUUAUACAACUUCAUCUUCCUCAAUGACAUUAGAAAACGAAUUUUCUACACAGAAAGAUAGAGAUAAUAUUGAUUCUACGUUGUCAAAUACAGAAGUAACUACCGAGCCUAUAGAAUUAGUAAACAUUGACAAAUCAAGUGAAAACGAGUGGUUAUUAACUUCAACAAACGAACCUGCUUUUUUUGAUGCAGUUUCGACAACAUUAAACCCAUACGAAGAGGCCAAAAGUUUUAAAAAAGAAAAUAUAUCAAUAUCUCAAUCGACAGACAGAGAUGUUACAAGCAUUACAGAAAAUACAUCAGAAUAUAUGUUUAGGACACAAACAGAGUUUAUUAGUCAUCAAUUUCAUGAGAAGCAAUAUCCAUCAACAAUAUCAGCACUUUCAAGCACAUCUCUGGAAAAUUUAUCAUCACGAAGAAAGGAUAUAGACAUUUCCGCUUGGACUGACUCUACUCCUUACUUAGAGUUGACAACGACAGAGACUUCAACUGACAUUCAAGUUAGUAUUCAAUGUAAAUCAAACAAUCACUGUCCCAUCGACAAAUUCUGCUACCUUGAAGUAUGCGAGGACCCGUGCGAAGUUCGGAAACCGUGUUCAAAGAAUGUUUCCUGUAAAGUCGUGAACCAUGCCGCUGUUUGUGCUUGCGAUGAUACAGCGGAACACUUCUGUGGGAAAGAGUCACCCGGGACACCUAAAACACCAGAACCAUGUCAUUCUGAUCGAGACUGUAUAGAAACAGAAGCCUGUUUUAUGGGAUUGUGUCAAAAUCCUUGUGAAUUUGACAAUGUAUGUGGUAUCGAAGCUAAUUGUCAUCCGGUCAAACAAAGACCAAUGUGCUCGUGUCCGGCUGGAUAUAACGGAGAUCCCUCCGUUAAAUGUUCUCCAAGCACAUCUGGUUGCACUCGAAAUGAAGACUGUCAUUUGACUGAGGCUUGUAUAAAUAGUGCAUGUCAACAUCCAUGUUCCAUACACAAUCCAUGUGCACAAAACGCAAUCUGUAUAAAUACAAAUCAUGGUUCAGAUUGUAGUUGUAUUGAAGGAUAUCAAGGCAAUGGAUAUAUCGGAUGUGUACCGGUUAUCGAUUCUCAUUCAGUAUGUCAAUAUAACGAAGAUUGUCCGCCAGAGUUACUAUGUGACAGGUUAAAUAGAGUAUGUAUUAACCCGUGUGCUGUAAAUAAAUGCGGCGACAAUGCCGAGUGUUUCCCUGCAAAUCAUGGUAUACAAUGCGAAUGUUUUGCUGGCUUUACUGGUAACCCAUAUUUAGAUUGCUACCAAGUUCAAGGUUGUAGAUCAGACAAUGAAUGUGUCAAUUCCGAGGCAUGCAUUAACGGAAAAUGUGAUUCACCCUGUAGAUGUGGAAUAAACGCAAUAUGUGACGUUUUAAACCACCGAGCCUCUUGUAAAUGUUUAGCUGGUUACACUGGAAAUCCAAUGCUUAGUUGUGAUCCACCAUCAAAUCCGUGUUCUCCGAAUCCAUGCGGAACAAAUGCACUAUGUGAAAAUGAUAACGGCACUCCAAUCUGCUUCUGCCCUAAGGGUCUUACCGGAAAUCCAUUCCAAAAUUGUAUUCCGGAAGGUAAUGAAUGCGAACCUAACCCAUGUGGACCAUAUACUGGAUGUAGAAUUAUAGAGAAUAAACCAGCUUGUUUUUGUCUUCCAAAUUACGAAGGAAAUCCGCCUAGACAACCUUGUCGGUUACCAAGUAACCCAUGUAACCCCUCACCUUGUGGUCCCAAUACACAAUGUACAGUUUUAUCUAAUGGAUUUUCAAAAUGUACAUGCUUACAAGGUUAUGUAGAGAGUCCAAAUACAGUUCGAGGUUGCAUUGAAGCACGCAAUCCGUGUGAGCCGAACACGUGUGGUAUUGGUGCACGUUGUGAUCCAAACAGGUCUCCUGCCUGUUACUGUCCAGAAAAUACAAGAGGUAAUCCCUACAAGUCUUGUAAACACGAAUCUUAUUUACCUCCAUCCGUUCUAUGUCAACCUGGAAAUUGUGGUGAGAAUGCCGAUUGUUACGUAAGUAAUAAUAGAGAAAUGUGUUUCUGCAAAAACGGAUUUAUUGGAGACCCUUAUAUAGGCUGUCAACCUCAAAAAAGUCCUUGCAAUCCAAACCCAUGUGGUCCUCAAUCUUUGUGCAACGCUAAUUAUGAUGGACAAGCAUUAUGUACUUGUGCUGAAGGUAGUACUGGAGACCCGUACAGCUUGGAAGGAUGUUAUUCCCGAGAAUGUGAAAUAGAUGCUGAAUGUGCAUUGGACAAGGCUUGCAUUGGUUACGCAUGUCGUGAUCCUUGCCCGGGCUUAUGCGGUCUUAACGCCAAAUGCCACGUGGAAUCACAUCAUCCGGUUUGUGUCUGUGAAAACGGAUUAAUAGGAAAUCCUUUGGUAUGUUGUUUAGAACCCGAAGAGCAGAAGAGUAGCAGACCUUGUAGUAAAAUACAGUGUGGUGUAAAUGCAAUCUGUCAAGACGUAGACAAUAAGGCAUUGUGUUCAUGUCUCCCGGACUUUUAUGGAGAUCCAACUAAAGAAUGUAAACCAGAAUGUUUAAUGAAUUCAGACUGUUCACCACACGAGGCUUGUAUCAAUCGAAAAUGCACAGAUCCUUGUCAGCAAAGUAAUAUAUGCGGAUUAAAUGCAGUCUGUUUAUGUUCAGAUCAUACAGUUUCGUGUUUGUGUCCCGACGGAUAUAUGGGUGACCCCUUAAUUCAAUGUAUAUAUCGACCAAUAAUUAUUGCUCCAGAUAAUACAACGGCACAACCAUGCACGCCAAAUCCAUGUGAACCCAAUUCAAUUUGUGAUACAUAUGGUAACAAAUUUGCCGUCUGUAAUCUAUGUGUCGGUCCAAAUGCUAUCAAUAAGCCUGGAUGUAGACCUGAAUGUGUUCUGAAUUCAGAUUGCCCAUUUAAUAAAUUUUGCUUAAAAAAUAAAUGCGUGGAUCCCUGUCCUGGCUCAUGCGGUGUUAAUGCUGAAUGUAUAUUGGUGUACAAUCAUGAGCCGAUUUGUCAAUGCAAAGAGCAUUUUGAAGGCAAUCCUUAUGAACAUUGUAAAUUUACUAUACAACCUGUUUUAACUGAAACUUGUGACAACAUCCGUUGUGGAUCUAAUGCUAUUUGUCAAAACAUAAAUAACGCUCUAACAUGUAAAUGUUUACCCGGUUUCUUUGGGAAUCCCUAUCUAUCAUGUAGACCGGAAUGCGUUGUUAAUAGUGAUUGUUCUUCAACGCUAGCGUGUAUAAAUAACAGGUGUGAAAAUCCAUGUAAAAAUGUCUGCGGAAUUGGAGCAUUGUGCGAAACAAUUAACCACCAUGCUAUAUGCUAUUGUGCGUCGGGUCAGACUGGAGAUCCUUAUAUUCGAUGUCACGAUAGCCCUAUUAUGACACCGUCAUUAUCUAUAUGCGAUCCAUCACCAUGUGGACCAUAUAGCCGUUGUCUUGUAUCAGAAUCUGGUUUCGCAAUUUGUUCUUGUUUACCAAAAUUCCGAGGUGUCCCCCCAAUGUGUCAACCAGAAUGUGUUAGUAAUUCAGACUGCUCUCAAAAAGAAACUUGCGUUAAUCAAAGAUGUGUUGAUCCAUGUCAUGGGAGCUGUGGAAUAGGAGCCCAGUGUGUUGUUGUAAAUCAUAAUCCUAUAUGUAGCUGUGGGCCGGGAGAAACUGGCGAUCCUUUUACUGUCUGUACGGGAUUCGUUGAAAUUGAACCUAAUGGUAAAAAUCCAUGUGUACCUUCACCUUGCGGGCCUAACUCGGUUUGUGAGAUAAAAUCCAAUCAUCCUGUGUGUUCGUGUCAACCAAAUUAUUCUGGGUCUCCGCCAUAUUGUAGGCCAGAAUGUAUUAUAAGCCAAGAAUGUCCAUCAAAUCAAGCCUGCAUAAAUGAAAAGUGUGUAGACCCGUGCCUUGGUGCCUGUGGUAAUAACGCUGUUUGUAACGUGAUCAAUCAUACGCCGUUAUGCAGCUGCUUAGAAGGAUAUAAAGGGGAUGCCUUUAUUGGAUGUGUAGCAGUGUCUAAAGAUGAAACUAUUUCUUCCUGUAACCCAUCGCCAUGUGGCGAAAAUACUAUAUGUGUUGUUACAAAUAAUGCAGCCAGGUGCUCUUGUAUUCCACCGAACAUUGGAAAUCCUUAUGCCGGUGGUUGUCGGCCAGAAUGUACUCUUAAUUCGGAUUGUCCAAAUCAUUUAGCUUGUUUAUCUAACCAUUGCCGAGACCCUUGCAAAGACUUAUGUGGAGUUAAUGCAGAGUGCAUCGUUACAAACCAUGUGCCUGUCUGUACGUGCUUUAAAGGAUACGAAGGCGACCCAUUCUCUUCCUGUCGUCGAAUAUAUGCAAAUCCAACACCAAUCCAACCCUGUGAGCCUUCGCCCUGCGGUCCAAAUAGCGAAUGUCAUGUAGUCAGCAAUCGUGCGGCAUGUUCAUGUCGCCCUGGCUAUCUCGGCACUCCUCCUGCUUGCCGCCCUGAAUGUUCUGUGAACUCGGACUGUCCUAUUAACAAAGCUUGUAUAAACCAAAAAUGCACGGACCCAUGCAUUCACAGCUGUGGUCUGGAUGCGCGUUGUCACGUCGUCAGUCAUAAUCCGAUUUGCGUGUGUCCAGAAAACUUUCCUGAAGGCGAUCCUUUUAUACGAUGUAACAAAAAAAGCAUCCCGCAGCCGACUACAGAUCCCUGCUUGCCUUCACCAUGUGGGCCUCAUUCAUCAUGCCAGAGUGAGGCUGGCCGAGCAUUAUGCGCGUGUGACCCGGGCACAUUAGGCGCACCUCCCUCUUGUCGACCCCAGUGCUUAAUCAAUCAGGAUUGUCCACUAGCUCUUGCUUGCUUGAGCGGGACAUGUGUCAAUCCGUGUAUCGGUUCCUGUGGAUUCAAUGCCCGAUGUGUGGUACAAAAUCAUCAACCAAUAUGCUCUUGUGACGACGGGUAUUCUGGAGAUCCUUUCUCCGGUUGCAGUCGCGUGGAACCCUCCAUAGAAGUUUUCCGACAUCCUUGCAACCCAUCACCUUGCGGAUCUAAUGCUCUCUGUAAAGAAAAAAAUGGUGCUGGUGCCUGUACUUGUGUUAAUGACUAUUACGGAGACCCUUACUUAGGUUGUAGACCCGAAUGUGUUAUGAAUACAGACUGUGCUUCUGACAGAACAUGUUUCAAUAAUAAAUGUGUAGACCCAUGCCUAGGUACAUGUGGACAAAACGCUGAAUGUAGAGUCAUAAAUCAUGCACCUUUAUGUUAUUGUUUCUCGGGAUAUACCGGAAAUCCUCUACAUGCAUGCAUGCCUGUUAUAACUCUCGCGGAACCAAUUGAUCCGUGCCACCCUUCGCCUUGUGGCCCUUAUAGUAAAUGUCGUACGUUUAAUGGCCACGCGGUUUGUACAUGUCUUGAUAUAUGUAUUGGUUCUCCACCGAAUUGUCGCCCCGAAUGUAUUGUUAGUUCGGACUGCCGCCCAAGUAAAGCGUGCAUAAAUAAUAAAUGUCAAGAUCCUUGCCCCGGUACUUGUGGGGUUAACGCGGAAUGUCAAGUUGUGAAUCACAAUCCAGUCUGCAGUUGUGGAAGUGAAUAUACUGGUGAUCCAUUUGUAAGAUGCUUUGAAGAAGACAAAAAAAUGACUCCAAUCAAUAUUUGUUUACCAAAUCCGUGUGGACCGCAUUCUCAAUGUCGUGAUUUAAACGGAAUGCCAGUCUGUUCUUGUUUAAACGAUUACAUUGGACGUCCACCGAAUUGUCGACCAGAAUGUGUAAUGAAUGUAGAGUGUCCAGGAAACUUGGCAUGUAUUUCGAGAAAAUGCAAUGACCCAUGUCCAGGUUCAUGUGGAUUUCAUGCAAUAUGUAACGUUGUAAAACAUGUACCCGUUUGUACUUGCGAACAAGGCUAUACGGGUGAUCCUUUCUCUGGAUGUUCAGUUGCUCCUUCCAUUGAACCACAACUUGAAAACCCUUGUUCUCGCUCUCCUUGUGGAGUGAACGCUGUUUGCAAAGAGAGACACGGUGUCGGAUCUUGUUCAUGUCUCCCAGACUAUUACGGUGAUCCGUAUAUUGAAUGCCGACCAGAGUGUGUUUUAAACUCUGACUGUCCAAAAGAUAGAGCUUGUAUUAAUAACAAAUGCAAAGAUCCAUGCCCAGGAGUAUGUGGUAUGAAUGCUGAGUGCCGAGUAAAUAAUCACGCCCCCUCUUGUGCCUGUUUAAUGGGUUACGAAGGAAAUCCGUUCACAUCAUGUUAUUUAAGACCAAUUGAAAAACCCACUGAUCCAUGCUUACCUUCACCAUGUGGGCCUUAUAGUGAAUGCUAUGCUAACAGGGGGCACGCUAUUUGUUCUUGUAAGAAAGAAUACUUUGGUUCUCCUCCAAACUGUCGACCCGAAUGUAUGGUCAGUAGUGACUGUAUGCCAAACAAAGCAUGUAUAAAUGAAAAAUGCAGUGAUCCUUGUGUAGGAGCGUGUGGUACUAAUGCAAAAUGUACUGUUGUCAAUCAUAAUGCUUUAUGUAGUUGUCCUCCAAAUUAUGUUGGUGAUCCAUUUGUCAACUGUGCCUAUGAAAAUAAACCAGUACCAAAGCCGUCUGGUAAUCCUUGUAUUCCCACCCCUUGUGGUCCAAAUUCACAAUGUCGUGUGGUAGGAGAAACUCCAGCUUGUUCAUGUAAGCCAGGAUAUGUUGGAAGAGCGCCUCAGUGUCGCCCUGAAUGCAUUUACGACGAAGAAUGUUCUAGCAAUUUGGCUUGUAUUAGGGAAAAAUGUACAAGUCCAUGCGAUGGCUCUUGUGGUUCAAACGCUAACUGUAUUGUAAUUUCCCAUAAAGCAGUUUGCCAUUGCCGUGAAAGUUAUACAGGUGAUCCUUUUAGUGGAUGCUAUUUUAUAGUAACCGUGCCAAGUGAAGAUGAGACUAAUCCUUGUAAUCCAUCCCCGUGUGGACCAAACGCAAAAUGCACUGAAAAAAAUAACGCUGGUGCUUGUACUUGUUUACCGGGCUAUUUUGGAGAUCCGUAUCUUGGAUGUCGCCCUGAAUGCGUUACAAACAAUGAUUGUUCCCCAGAUAAGGCCUGCCUUAACAACAAAUGUGUUAAUCCUUGCCAAGGAGCUUGUGGAGUAAAUGCAAAAUGUAAUGUUGCACAUCACAAUCCCGUUUGUUUGUGUAUUGAUGGUUACGACGGAAAUCCUUUAGUAUCAUGUCAUCCUCAAAGACAACCCUCAGUGCAAGACUCCAAUCCUUGCCAGCCGUCGCCUUGUGGACAUUAUAGUAUUUGUAAAGAAUUAAACGGUCACGGUGUCUGUUCUUGCCAAGAAGGCUAUGUAGGGUCACCUCCAACGUGUCGACCAGAAUGCGUAAUUAGUACUGACUGCCCUCAGCACCAGGCAUGUAUUAAACAAAAGUGCAGAGAUCCAUGCCCUGGAACAUGUGGUGUCAAUGCUCGAUGUCAAGCAAUAAAUCACAAUCCUAUUUGUACUUGUAAGCCAGGAUUUACCGGUGAUCCAUUCGUAAUUUGUCAAUUAGAACCAAAACCUAUUUCUUUGGGACCCAAAGGAAAUCUAUGCAUACCAUCACCAUGCGGUCCAUAUUCUCAAUGUAAAGUAGUUGGAGAUGCGCCUGCAUGUUCUUGCUUACCAAAUUUCAUUGGUAUUGCACCAAACUGUAGACCUGAAUGUUCUAUCAAUGCAGAAUGUCCUGGUAAUCUUGCAUGUCAAAAUGAAAAAUGUGUAGACCCUUGCCCGGGUUCUUGUGGCCUUAAUGCCGAAUGUACCGUAGCGAAUCAUGUAGCACUUUGUAAUUGUUUGCCGGGUCACACAGGUGAUCCAUUUAGUGGAUGUUCAUACAUUGAAUAUACACCAGAACCACCUCCAAACCCAUGCAAUCCAUCACCGUGCGGAGCCAAUGCAUUAUGUAAGGAAAGGAAUGGCGUUGGUUCGUGCUCCUGCUUGCCAGAAUAUUUUGGAGACCCAUACACAGGAUGUCGUCCUGAAUGUGUUUCAAAUUCCGAUUGCGAUCGUAAUAAGGCAUGUUCUAAUAAUAGAUGUAAAGACCCAUGUCCAGGGUCAUGUGGAAUUAAUGCUGAAUGUAGAACCAUAAAUCAUUCACCGACGUGUACCUGUCUUUAUGGAUAUUCAGGAAAUCCUUUGACAAAAUGUGAAUUAGAAACCAUUCCUGGUGGAAAAGAUCAACAGUUAGAUCCUUGUCAACCUUCACCGUGUGGACCUAACAGUCUCUGUCAUAUAGUGAACGGUCAUAGCGUCUGCAUUUGUGAAGCUGGUUAUAUUGGAACUCCACCGACAUGCAGACCUGAAUGUAUUGUCAGCUCCGAGUGUCCUCAAGACAAAGCAUGUGUUAAUAAGAAAUGCGUGAAUCCCUGUCCAAACACGUGUGGACUUAACGCACGUUGUCAAGUAAUAACACAUAAUCCUAUUUGUAGUUGUACAUCAGGCUACACUGGUGAUCCAUUUACUAAAUGCACCCCUGAAGAAAGAACUGAAGUUAUUAACCCAUGCGCCCCUUCACCAUGUGGACCAAAUUCAGAAUGUCGCGUUAUCGGAGACCAAGCUGCUUGUUCUUGCCUACCAAAUUAUAUUGGACGAGUGCCGAACUGCAGGCCAGAAUGUACGAUUGAUGCCGAAUGCCCUAGUAAUGCAGCUUGUUUGAAUGAACAGUGUAAAGAUCCUUGUCAAGGAGCGUGUGGAUUAAAUGCUCUUUGUUUAACUGUAAAUCAUAAGCCAAUUUGUUCAUGUCAACAAGGAUUUACUGGUGAUGCCUCCAAAAUAUGCACACAAAUAAUCAUAUCAUCUACCGAGAUGACACCAACUUCUAGUCCAUGCACUCCAUCACCUUGCGGUCCUAACGCAGAAUGUCGUGAGUAUAACGGUGCCGGAGCUUGCUUCUGCUCGGAAGGCUAUGAAGGUGAUCCAUAUGGGUUGAAUGGAUGUCGAAGAGAAUGUGAAAAUAAUGACGACUGCGCUUAUAACUUAGCCUGUACACGGUUUAAAUGUAUAGAUCCUUGUCCUCGAACGUGUGGUCAUUUAGCUCAAUGUACUGUCGAAAAGCAUGUCCCUAUUUGCUCGUGUCCCCCAGGAUUUACUGGAGACCCAUUUUUCCAAUGCAGGGAAAUUAUUUUAGAUCCUACUCCAGUUAAGAAUCCUUGUGAGCCCACACCCUGUGGUCCUAAUAGCCAAUGUAGACAGGUCAAUAUGCAAGCAGUGUGUUCUUGUUUACCGAAUUACAUAGGUUCGCCUCCAUCAUGCCGGCCUCAAUGUGUUGUAAACAGUGAAUGCGAUACAUCUAAAGCUUGUAUCAAUCAAAAAUGCGACGAUCCUUGUCCAAACACAUGUGGCCUUCGUGCUCAUUGUCUUGUAAAAAAUCAUAAUCCGAUAUGUACAUGUCCAGCUGGUAUGACUGGAGAUCCAUUUACUCAGUGUUAUACAAUUCCACCAACGACCGAACGACCAUCAUGUACUCCAUCCCCUUGUGGACCACACUCGCGUUGUCAACUAUUAGCUAGUGGGCCAGCCUGUUCCUGUUUACCUGGUUAUAUAGGAUCUCCACCAUCUUGCAGACCAGAAUGUGCAAUAAAUUCUGAAUGUCCGGCAUCAUUAGCCUGUGUAAGACAAAAGUGUGAAGAUCCUUGCCCUGGUUCAUGUGGUGUUGAAGCGAAUUGUCAUGUACUAAAUCAUGUAGCCAUAUGUGUCUGUAAUGAAGGAUUUACUGGUGAUCCUUUCUCGAGAUGUACACCUAUUCCUGAAGUACCGACGACACCUGUUCCAUCAGAUCCAUGUAAUCCAUCGCCAUGUGGGCCAAAUGCGCAGUGUGAUAAUGGCUUUUGCACUUGUUUACCUAAUUACAGUGGAAAUCCUUAUGAAUCGUGUAGACCUGAAUGCACAGGCAGUCAAGAAUGUCCCAGAGACAAGGCUUGUUUCAGAAAUAAAUGCGUUGAUCCAUGUCCUGGAGUUUGCGGUCAAAACGCUAAAUGUGAUGUUAUAAACCAUAUACCCAGCUGUUCAUGUAUUUCUGACUAUACUGGUAAUCCAUUUAUACAAUGUCAGCCUAUGGAAAAAGAAAAAGCAUUACCAAAAGAUCCAUGCCAUCCUUCACCAUGCGGUCCAAAUAGUAUAUGUCGUACUAAAGAAAAUACGGCAGUAUGCGCAUGCGUAGAAGGAUUUACAGGGUCGCCGCCAGCAUGUAGACCAGAAUGUGUCGUGAGCUCAGAAUGCCCGUCAACUAAAGCAUGUGUUAAUCAAAAAUGCAUCAACCCUUGUAUUAAUGCAUGUGGUAUAUUUGCACGUUGCGAAGUUAUUAACCAUAGUCCUAUUUGUAGUUGUAAUCCAGGACAAACAGGAGAUCCAUUUAAAAGUUGUCAUGACAUCAUAGCUGUACCUCCAGACAACGUAGAUGCUUGUAAUCCUUCACCAUGUGGACCGAAUGCUUUAUGUAUGGAACGAAAUGGUAAAGCAAAUUGUCGAUGCGUGGAAGAUUAUGUUGGACAACCUCCCAAUUGUAGACCAGAAUGUGUCAUCAAUCCUGACUGCCCUUCUAAUCAGGCAUGUGUAAGAAAUAAAUGCAUAGACCCUUGUCCGGGAUCUUGUGGAGUUAAUGCAGAUUGUAUCAUAGUCAGUCAUACUGUUUCUUGUCUUUGCAAAGAUAAAUUUACUGGAAAUCCUUUCUUACAGUGUGUACCCUUAGAAGAAAAUGUUAUAACACCAUGUGAUCCAUCUCCAUGCGGAGCUAAUGCAGUAUGUAGCCAAAGGGACGGUGCCGGGGCAUGCUCUUGCUUAGAAGGAUACCAAGGAAAUCCAUAUGAAAGUUGUCGACCUGAAUGCGUUCUCAGUUCCGAUUGUUCUGCUGAUAAAGCUUGCCUAAGAAACAAAUGCUUAGAUCCUUGCCCAGGGAUAUGCGGCACAUUUGCAGAGUGUACAGUUGUUAACCAUGUUCCAUCAUGCGCUUGUGUUAAAGGUUAUACAGGAAAUCCAUUCGUACAGUGUGUCAAAAAGGAACCAGUUCACGAUAUAAGACCAUGUCAACCGUCGCCUUGUGGUUCUAACAGCAUAUGUAGGGAAAACGGUGAAUUAGCAUCAUGCGAAUGCCUUCCAGAAUAUAUAGGAGCCCCACCAGAUUGUCGGCCUGAAUGCACUGUUAGCAGCGAAUGUCCAUCUGAUCGAGCCUGUUAUAAAUUGAAAUGUGCUGAUCCCUGUCGAGGAACCUGUGGCUUAGGAGCGCAUUGUCAAGUUGUCAAUCAUAGUCCUUUAUGUAGUUGUCCCACUGGAACAAGUGGAGAUCCAUUUAGUAUGUGUCGUGAAAUACAAUAUUCUGUGCUUGACAAAGAGAAACCUUCACAACCAUGUCAACCGAGUCCGUGUGGACCAUAUAGCGAAUGUCGUUCGGUCAAUGGCAACCCAACAUGCUCAUGUAUGGUUGGUUAUAUCGGAGCUCCUCCAAAUUGUAGGCCAGAAUGCCUUGUAAAUACUGAUUGUCCGUCGCAGCAAGCGUGUAUUGCAGAAAAGUGUACAAACCCAUGUGAAGGUUCUUGCGGUUUUAAAGCAGAUUGCAGAGUCCAAGAUCAUAUUCCUAUCUGCAGCUGUCCGACCGGUUUCUCUGGGGAUCCAUUCAUUCAGUGCUCUGAGAUAUUAGUUACACCGACGCCAGCGUCAGAUCCUUGUAAUCCAUCACCUUGUGGCAGUAAUGCAAUAUGUGAAGAGGGAGCCUGUUCGUGUGCUUUAGGCUAUUUCGGUGACCCGUAUACAGGUUGUCGAUUGGAAUGUUCUACAAAUGGUGAAUGUUCUCCUAAUCGUGCUUGUCAUGGUGGAAAAUGUGUAGACCCAUGUCCAGGUGCCUGUGGUACUGGAGCGACAUGUUCUGUUUAUAAUCAUAUACCUUCUUGCACUUGUCCACCGAGUACAUCUGGAGAUCCUUUCAGUUUUUGUACAGAAAUACCGAAACAAGAGAAACCCAAGUCGCCGUGUAGCCCGUCACCAUGUGGUCCUUACAGUGAAUGUACAGUCAGUGCUAAUGGUGCUGCUGCUUGUUCAUGUAAAGCUGGACAUAUAGGCUCACCACCAUCCUGUCGUCCUGAAUGCUUAGUCAGUUCUGAGUGUAAGCUUCAAAUGGCAUGCGUGGAUAGACGUUGUCGCGAUCCUUGCGAAGGUGCAUGUGGGCGCGGCGCUCGGUGCCAAGUAAUAGCACAUAGUCCUAUCUGUACAUGUAAUGAUGGGUUAACUGGCGAUCCCUUUACCUAUUGCUACCCCACUCCAGUACUUCCAUCCCCACCGAUUGAUCCAUGUGAACCCUCUCCUUGUGGGCCUAACUCAAUAUGUGUUAGAAAUGGAGAUAUGCCAGCAUGCAGUUGUCAACGGAACUAUAUUGGUUAUCCACCGAAUUGUCGCCCCGAGUGUACAAUAAGUGCAGAGUGUCCUGCAGUUUUGGCGUGCGUUGCUCAGAGGUGCAAAAAUCCAUGUACAGAUGCUUGUGGCCCAGGUGCAUUAUGCACUGUAGUCGAUCAUCGCGCAACUUGUGCUUGUGAACUAGGUCUCGAAGGUGAUCCUUUCCAAGGUUGUUCGCGGCCUAAAGCUCCUCAAAAGUUUGAAUAUCUUAAUCCUUGUGAACCAUCACCAUGCGGUGCCAACGCCGAUUGUAAAGUUCAAGGAAAUGCAGGAUCAUGCUCAUGUCUUCCGAAUUAUUUUGGUGAUCCAUACCAAGGUUGUAGACCAGAAUGCUUAGUCGAUUCUGAUUGCCCAUUGGUCUUAGCUUGUAAUAGAAACAAGUGUACUGAUCCUUGCCUCGGAGUGUGUGGUUAUAAUGCCGAUUGUUACGUUGCAAAUCAUAAGCCCACAUGUAACUGUAAAACUGGAUACACAGGAAAUCCUUUAUCGAUGUGUUCUAUUUUACGAGAAAAUGACGUAUCAGUGGUGAACGUUUGUAAUCCAUCUCCUUGUGGAGUUAAUGCUAUUUGCAAAGAGGUAAAUAAUCAACCUGUGUGUUCAUGCCUAAACAAUUAUAUCGGGACACCACCAAAUUGUAGAACCGAAUGUAUCGUCAACUCUGAAUGUAAGACAAAUAGAGCAUGUGUAAAUAAUAGAUGCGUUAAUCCAUGUCCUAAACCUUGUGGUAAAAAUACGGAAUGUAAAGUAAUAAAUCACAGUCCAGUUUGCUCAUGUCAUCCAGGAUAUUCUGGAAAUCCCUUUACAAUAUGUACACAAGUUAUGCAAAUAUCGGUCACUACAAUAACAUCAACAAAUCCGUGUAUUUCAUCACCGUGUGGUUUGUAUGCUGAAUGUCGUAAUAAUAAUGGAUUGGCAUCUUGUUCAUGUCUGCCAUAUUAUACGGGAGCACCGCCUUUCUGUAAACCUGAAUGUGUUAUACAUUCUGAUUGUCAAAGCAACCAAGCAUGUGUAGCCGAAAAAUGCCGAAAUCCUUGUGACGGUGCCUGUGGAAUUUAUGCCAAUUGCUUUGUUCAUAAUCAUAUACCAGUAUGUUUGUGUUCAGAAGGUUUUACGGGUGAUCCAUUCCGUGAAUGCAAACAAACGUCAUUACAAGAUCAAGCAAAACCAAUUGAUCCUUGCCAUCCGACCCCCUGUGGACCCAACGCAAGAUGCCAAGAUGGUGCCUGUUCUUGCUUAACAGGAUAUCAUGGUGAUCCGUACCUUGGUUGUCGACCAGAAUGUGUGUACAAUUCAGAUUGUCCUCAAGAAAAAGGUUGCCUGAACAACAAAUGUGUAAAUCCAUGUAUUGGGACUUGCGGGGUUAAUGCAGUUUGCGAUGUGAAUAAUCAUAUUCCUAUGUGCAGUUGUCCUAAGGGUAUGAGUGGAAAUGCAUUUAUUGAAUGUCGAGCGGUUACAGUAACUAACGUUAAUCCGUGUAACCCAUCACCAUGUGGACCGAAUAGUCAGUGUCAACAGUCACAAGGACAAGCAGUUUGUUCAUGCCUACCAGGGUAUCGUAGUAGUCCCCCGACUUGUAGACCUGAAUGCGUGGUCAGCCUUGAAUGUUCCUUAAAGGAAGCAUGUCAGAAUCAAAAAUGUGUAGACCCUUGUAUUGGUGCUUGUGGGGUUGCAGCAGUGUGUGAUGUUAUAAAUCACAAUCCAAUAUGUUCAUGUUCACCUUCAUUCACGGGUGAUCCGUUUAUUAAGUGCUCAGUAAUUGUACAAGCUGUAGUACAAGUUGACCCGUGUGAUCCUUCACCUUGUGGUUCACAUUCAACGUGCAGAAUAAGUGGAGAAGGUCCUGUUUGUGCCUGUUUACCUGGGUACCGUGGAACCCCACCAAAUUGUAGACCAGAAUGCAUAAGUAAUAGUGAAUGUGACCAUAAUUUAGCUUGCCUUAACCAAAAAUGUGCUGACCCAUGCGUUGGCAGUUGUGGAACAAACACAGAAUGUAGAGUAGUCAGCCAUUCACCUAUGUGUAUAUGUCAACUUGGAUACACUGGUGAUCCAUUUUCACAAUGCAGUCCUAUGGCUCUUAUUCCAAACGAAAUUUUAAAUCCGUGCAAUCCAAGUCCGUGCGGCUCAAAUGCAAUAUGUAGAGAACAAAGAGGUGUUGGCUCUUGUCAGUGCUUAGAAGGGUAUUUUGGUAAUCCAUACGAAGGAUGCCGACCUGAAUGUGUAGUAAAUUCUGACUGCCCUUUAAACAAAGCUUGUACUCGGAUGAAGUGUGUGGAUCCAUGUCCUGGUACUUGUGGAAUUAAUGCUUUUUGUCAGAUCAAUAAUCACAUGCCAAACUGUAUUUGUCAUACUGGUUAUACAGGAAAUCCAUUUACGUAUUGUAGUAUAACACAAGAACCUCAAGUCGUAGAAACUAAACCCUGCAGUCCGUCACCGUGUGGAGCAAACAGUCAAUGUAAAGAAAUCAAAGGACAGGCAGUUUGUUCUUGCUUACCUUCUUUUGUUGGUUCACCGCCAUAUUGUCGUCCAGAAUGUGUUAUAAGCUCAGAAUGUCCGCCAAAUUUAGCUUGCAUUGACCAGAAGUGUUUAGAUCCUUGUAUAGGCAGUUGUGGAGAUAACGCUAAUUGCAAUGUUAUCAAUCAUAGUCCAAUUUGUGUAUGCAAGGCUGGGUUGACUGGAAAUCCCUUCACGAGAUGUUUUCCAAUUAAAGUUUCCCAGCCACCAGACUUACCAAAUCCAGAUCCAUGCUUGCCUUCACCAUGUGGUCUUUACGCAGAAUGUCGAAACACAGGUUCAGUGUCAUGCGCCUGCCUACCAGGUUAUAUUGGUAAUCCACCCAAUUGCCGACCAGAAUGCACAAUUAAUUCGGAAUGUGCCAGCAAUCUGGCUUGUAUAAAUGAAAAAUGUCAGGAUCCAUGUACAGGAGCAUGUGGUUUAAAUGCUAAAUGUUCUGUAUUUAAUCACAUUGCACAGUGUAGUUGCGUCGAUCAAUAUAAUGGCGAUCCAUUUGUGCAAUGUCUUCCUACACCAUUUAACGAAGAAUCAGCUGAGUACGAUCUUUGCAACCCUUCGCCAUGUGGUUCUAAUACUAUAUGUAAUAACGGUGAUUGUACUUGCCUUCCCGGCUAUAUGGGCGAUCCCUAUUUCGGAUGUAGACCAGAAUGUCUAAUAAAUACGGAUUGUGCUCAAAAUAAAGCAUGUAUCAAGAAUAAAUGUGUGGAUCCUUGUCUAAACACUUGUGGAUUACUAGCAGAAUGCAAAAUAUAUAAUCAUAUACCUAUGUGUAUUUGUCCACAAGGCUUCUCAGGAAAUGCUUUUCUUGAGUGUCGAAAAAUUGCAAUUUCUGAAGUAAUUAAUCCUUGUAAUCCAUCUCCUUGUGGGCCUAAUAGUCAGUGUAGAGAGAUUAACGGUCAAGCUAUUUGCACCUGUCUUCCUGGUUACAAAGGUGCCCCGCCUACGUGUAGACCUGAAUGUGUUACUAGCGCUGAAUGUGCUCUCGAUAGAGCUUGUUCUGGUCAAAGAUGUAUAGAUCCUUGCAAAGGAAACUGUGGAAUUAAUGCACAUUGUCAAGUUAUAAAUCAUAAUCCGAUUUGUUCAUGUCCAGCUGAUCUUACUGGUGAUCCUUUCAAUAAAUGUAUACAAAAAGAUAUUGAACAACAAAUUUAUGUCAAUCCUUGUGACCCUUCACCAUGUGGACCAAAUUCAAUUUGUAAACAAGUAUCCGGUUCACCUUCUUGUGCGUGCCUUGAAAAAUAUACUGGAAGUCCUCCAAACUGUCGUCCUGAAUGUAUCUCUAACAAUGAAUGUCCAAACGAAAAAGCAUGUAUAAAUCAAAACUGUAUCGAUCCUUGUCCAGGAUCUUGCGGAGUUGGAGCCGAAUGUCGGGUCCUUAGUCAUGCCCCUCAAUGUAUUUGUCCUGUAGGUUACACUGGAGACGGAUUUAUCGAAUGUAGAGUCAUAGAAAUAUCUCUUACACCAUGUUCGCCUUCUCCUUGUGGUCCUAAUGCUAUAUGUAAAGAGCAAAGAGGGGCGGGUUCUUGUAUAUGUCUUUCAGAAUAUAUUGGUAAUCCCUAUGAAGGCUGUCGACCCGAAUGUGUUAUCAAUUCUGACUGUCCUUCUAAUUUGGCUUGUAUGCAAAACAAAUGUAAAAAUCCGUGUGGAAACAUAUGUGGACGUAAUGCCGUAUGCAAUGUUGUUCAUCAUACCCCUAGAUGUACAUGUUUGCAAGAUCUUAUAGGCAAUCCAUAUCAAGAGUGUGUAGAAAGAAUGCUAGAUGCUCCUAAAAAUCCUUGUGAGCCCUCACCAUGUGGUCCUAACAGCAUUUGCAAAGUAUCGAACGAUCAAGCUAUUUGCACUUGUAAACCAAAUUACUUAGGAUCUCCUCCUAACUGCCGUCCUGAAUGCGUUAUUAGUUCCGAAUGUUCGCAACAACAAAGCUGUAUUAAUCAAAAGUGUAAAAACCCCUGUGAUGGCGUUUGUGGAAUUAACACAGAUUGUAAAGUUAUCAACCACAGUCCAAUAUGUACCUGUAAACUACAACACACAGGAGAUCCAUUUAGUAGAUGUUAUAAAGUACCUGAAGUGGUGCCUAUUGCGACAAAUCCUUGCCUUCCGUCACCCUGUGGACCAUUCUCGCAAUGUCAGAAUAUAAAUGACGUACCUUCUUGUUCCUGUUUACCACAAUAUAGUGGAAGCCCACCAAACUGUCGACCUGAGUGUUUAAUAAAUACUGAUUGCUCAAGCGACAAAGCGUGUAUAAAUGAAAAAUGUAUUGAUCCAUGUCCGGGUUCGUGUGGUAUGAACGCUGAAUGUAGAGUACAGAGUCACGUGUCUAUAUGUACAUGUCUAGAAGGUUACACUGGAGAUCCUUUUACAACUUGUACAAUUAAAAAAGAAAUUGAACCAGUGGCAAUUAAUUCAUGCAAUCCAUCACCUUGUGGACCUAAUUCGGUUUGUGACAACGGUAUAUGCACAUGUUUACCCGAAUAUAAUGGUGAUCCAUACUUUGGCUGCCGCCCUGAGUGUAUAAUAAGCUCUGAAUGUCCUAUGAACAAAGCUUGUGUUAGACAACGUUGUAUCAAUCCAUGUGACAAUACCUGCGGUACAAAUGCUCGUUGUGAAGUUGUAAACCAUAUGGCUAUGUGCACAUGUCCACCAAAUUUAACUGGCAACGCUUUUGUUCAAUGCAAUCCUAUUAAAGAUAUUACUCCACAGAACCCAUGUCAAGCUAGCCCAUGUGGACCUUUUAGUCAGUGCAGAGAAUAUAACACCCAAGCAGUAUGUUCUUGUUUAACGGGCUACCGUGGCGCACCUCCAUUGUGUCGCCCAGAAUGUGUCGCCAGCUCGGACUGCCCAUCUAAUAAAGCUUGUAGCAACCAAAAAUGCGUAAACCCUUGUAUAGGUGCUUGUGGUGUUGCCGCUAAAUGUCAAGUAAUAAAUCAUAAUCCUAUAUGUACUUGUUCGGAGGAAAUGACAGGAGAUCCUUUCACAAGAUGCAUUUUUAAGCCUCUUUUUGAACCUGUUAUACAUGUUAAUCCAUGCCAACCUUCGCCUUGUGGUCCAAAUUCUAUCUGCCAACGUUCUGAAGCAGAAUUCCCAUCAUGUCAAUGUAUGCCCAACUUCCUUGGAUCACCACCGAACUGUAGACCAGAAUGUAUAUCUAAUAAUGAAUGUGCUGCGCAAUUGGCAUGCGUUGACAAGAAAUGCAAAAAUCCGUGUCUUCAAGCAUGUGGAAUCAAUGCAGAGUGUAAAGUUAUUAGUCAUACAGCUGCGUGUUUUUGCCCCGAAGGCUAUAGUGGAGACGCUGCUAUUCAAUGCAUAUUAACUUCUUUGGUGCCUACCGAGCCUAUGUCACCUUGUUUACCUUCGCCAUGCGGCCCUAAUGCAGAAUGUAAAGAGAGAUCAGGUGCUGGAGCAUGCGUGUGUUUGUCAGGUUACUUUGGAGAUCCUUAUGAGAGUUGUCGUCCAGAAUGCGUCGUGAAUACAGACUGUCCCAGUAAUAAAGCCUGCAAAAGAAAUAAAUGCACUGAUCCAUGCCCUGGCACGUGCGCUAUCAAUGCUGAUUGUCAAGUAGUAAAUCACUCACCUUUGUGCACUUGUCGUGUAUCAUUUACUGGAGAUCCCUUUAGACAAUGUAUUUUAACAGAACGUGACGAAAAGCCAACAAAUCCUUGCCUGCCGUCACCUUGUGGACCUAAUAGUCAGUGUCGAAUAUCAAAUGGUUUAAGCAUAUGUUCCUGUUUACCGGAAUAUCGCGGAUCACCUCCAAACUGUAGACCUGAGUGCGUUGUUAGCACAGAAUGCCCUCAAGAUAAAACUUGUAAGAAUAAAAAAUGCAUAUCACCUUGCCCUGGACCAUGUGGGCAAAAUACAGACUGCAGAGUUAUUAACCAUAGUCCAAUUUGUACCUGUCUAAGCAAACACACUGGUGAUCCUUUCACAAAUUGUUAUAAAAUAACAGCUCCGAUUCGGCCUCCCAUAGAAAGUGACCCCUGUCUGCCGUCGCCAUGUGGACCUAACUCCGUGUGUUACAAUCGGAAUGGAAUUGCGUCAUGUUCCUGUCAACCUAACUUUGAAGGAAGUCCACCGAAUUGCCGACCAGAAUGUACUAUUAACGAAGAUUGUACCAGCAACCUUGCUUGUAUACAGCAGAAGUGUAGAGAUCCUUGCCCUGGUUCUUGUGGUCUCAACGCUAAUUGUCAUGUUAUGAAUCAUAUCUCAAUAUGUAUCUGUAAUGAAGGUUUUACAGGAAAUGCUUUCAUUCAAUGUAAUCCUGCUAAGAUAAAAGAUGAAAAUGAUUUAUGUAAUCCGUCACCUUGUGGGGCUAAUGCAGAAUGUAACGAUGGCAAAUGUAGUUGUAUUCCAGAAUUUCAUGGAGAUCCAUACGAUAGUUGUCGCCCCCAAUGUGUGCAAAGCUCGGACUGCGAACACGACAAAGCAUGUAUUAAAAAUAAAUGUACAAAUCCUUGUCCAGGAACUUGCGCACGCACUGCGAUUUGUAACGUAGUUAAUCACAUUCCUAUGUGUAGCUGCCCUGAACGUACAACGGGUAAUGCUUUCAUAGAAUGUCGACCUUUUGCCGAAUCGGUAAAUAUAAAUCCAUGUCACCCUUCUCCGUGCGGGCCAAACAGUCAAUGCCGUGAGGUAAACGGACAAGCUGUUUGUUCUUGCGCGCCCAGUAUGGUGGGUGCCCCACCCGCUUGCCGCCCCGAGUGUACCAUUAGCGCAGAAUGCCGGCUGGACCAAGCUUGUAGCAAUCAACGUUGUAUAAAUCCUUGCGUAGGAGCUUGUGGAUUGAAUGCUGAAUGCAAAGUUGUAAAUCAUAACCCGAUUUGUACGUGUCCAUCUCGCCUUACUGGUGACCCUUUCGCGCGAUGCUUUACCUUACCUGAGCGACUACCACAAGAUACUAAUGUAUGUACACCUUCGCCCUGCGGUCCUUAUUCAAUUUGUAAAGAAAUAAACGAACUUCCGUCGUGUACUUGUCAAGAAGGUUAUCACGGUCAACCUCCAUACUGCAAACCCGAGUGUUCGAGUAAUGAAGAAUGUCCAGCGUAUUUGUCUUGCAUACGUAUGAAAUGUAUCAAUCCUUGUGAAGGUGUAUGUGGCUUUAACAGUGAAUGUAAAGUCGUUAGUCAUUCCCCUAUAUGCCUUUGUAAACAUGGCUAUACAGGAGAUCCGUUCUUUGGUUGCAAUCGUGAAGUUUUACAAAUCGAAGCUUUCACAACUCCUUGUUCACCAUCACCAUGUGGAUCAAAUGCUUUAUGCAAGGAAAAAGCAAACGCCGGUUCGUGCAGUUGUUUAGAAGGCUAUAUUGGCAAUCCAUAUGAGGGAUGUCGACCGGAAUGUGUUAUAAAUACUGACUGCCCCUCUAAUAAAGCGUGUAUUAAUAAUAAAUGCAAAGAUCCAUGCCCUGGUAGUUGUAGCAACAAUGCUGUGUGUCAAGUUGUUAAUCACUUACCUUUGUGUACUUGCUUAAAUGGUUACACUGGAGAUCCGUUUAAAUAUUGCGUUUAUCAAGAAGCAGUUCAUGAGAUCACUCCGGUCGACAUAUGCUAUCCUUCCCCGUGUGGCCCUAACAGCCAAUGUAAAAAUGUCAAUGGCCAAGUAGCAUGUUCCUGUUUAUUGGGAUAUGUAGGAUAUCCACCAAAUUGUCGACCAGAGUGUGUAGUAAGCUCCGAAUGUCCAAAUGAUAAGGCUUGUGUUAACAAUAAGUGUAUCAAUCCUUGUCCCGAGCCUUGUGGUGUGAAUUCUAAUUGCAAAAUUAUCAACCACAGUCCGAUAUGCUCUUGUAAGACUUCAUAUACAGGAGAUCCUUUCACUUUAUGCACACCAAUUGCUUAUGAACCUAUAGCUGAUAUGAAGAACCCUUGUUUCCCAUCACCAUGUGGCCCUAACGCAGAAUGUAGAAAUAUUGGGAAUACUCCGUCUUGCUCUUGCCAUAUAAACUUUAUAGGCAGCCCACCUAACUGUCGUCCUGAAUGCAGUAUACAUGCGGAUUGUGCAAGUGAUCGAGCUUGUAUAAACUCUAAAUGUCAGGAUCCUUGUCCUGGAUCAUGCGGUAUAUCAGCUGUAUGCAAUGUACUUAAUCACAUACCCAUUUGCACGUGUGUAGAGGGUUACAUUGGAGAUCCAUUUACAAACUGUAGGCAGCAACCUUUGGAAGUGGAACCUGUUGUUACUGAUGCUUGUUCAAAUGUGCGAUGUGGGUCGAAUGCUGAAUGUAUCAAUGGCCAAUGCCAAUGUCUACCAGAAUAUCAUGGUGAUCCAUACUUUAACUGUCGACCAGAAUGUGUUUUUAGCACUGAUUGCGAUAUUAAAAAAGCUUGCGUACAGCAAAAAUGUGUUGAUCCCUGUAUCGGCACUUGCGGAGUAAAUGCGAUUUGCCAAGUAGUGAACCAUAUUCCUAUGUGUACAUGUAAUAAUGGAUUUACUGGAAAUGCUUUUGUAGUUUGCAAUCCAAUAAGAGUACCAGCAUCUGAACAUCCUUGUAGUUCAGCUAUGUGUGGGCAGAAUAGCCAAUGUCGCGAAAUAAACAAUCAAGCUGUAUGUUCUUGCUUACCCGAUUAUUUGGGUGUACCACCUGCUUGUCGUCCAGAAUGUGUUGUAAAUGCAGAAUGCUCUCAAAACAAAGCAUGCAUAAAACAAAAAUGCGUAAAUCCAUGUAUUGGUUCUUGUGGAAUUAGAGCAACGUGUGAAGUCAUUAAUCACAAUCCUGUCUGUGCUUGUCCAGGUGGAUUUUCAGGAGAUCCAUUUGUAGAGUGUUCAUAUAUAACAAAUAUUGCUCCAGUAAAAUUAAAUCCUUGCUCGCCUUCACCUUGUGGGCCUAAUUCAAUAUGCCUAGAAUUAAAUGGAAACCCUUCGUGCAGUUGCAUGCCAGAUUUCAGGGGACAGCCACCAUAUUGCAAACCAGAAUGUGUAAGCAAUAGUGAAUGCUCGCCACACUUAGCAUGUAUCAAGCAGAGAUGUAAAGACCCUUGUAUUGACGCUUGCGGAAUAAAUGCUGACUGUCGUGUCGUAAGCCAUUCUGCUAUGUGUGUUUGCUCUCAGGGAUACGAAGGCGAUCCUUUCACACAAUGUUUUGUAAAAACAGCUAUCGAAAUACUUACACCGUGCUCUCCAUCACCAUGUGGAUCAAAUGCAGUAUGCAAGGAGCAAAAUAAAGUAGGUUCAUGUUUGUGUAAUGAAGGCUAUUUCGGAAAUCCUUAUGAAAGUUGUCGUCCGGAAUGUGUUUCAAAUUCUGACUGCCCAGGAAAUAGGGCAUGUAUCAAUAAUAAGUGUCAAGAUCCUUGCCCUGGUACCUGUGGAGUAAACGCUGAAUGUGCAACUGUAAAUCAUUCACCCACAUGUUUCUGUAUAUCGGGCUACACUGGCGAUGCUUUCCGAAGAUGUACAUUUGUACCUUUACAAGAUGCAGCUCCUGUAAAUGUUUGCUACCCGAGUCCGUGUGGUCCGAACAGUCAAUGUAAACUUAUCAACGAUCAAGCAGCUUGUAGUUGUUUACCAAACUUUAUGGGUGAACCACCAGUCUGCAGACCCGAAUGUCUACUUAAUUCAGAUUGCGAAUCAAAUAAAGCAUGCAUACACCAAAAGUGUAUAAAUCCUUGUCCAGGUCCAUGUGGCCAGAAGGCAGACUGUAGGGUUAUUCAUCAUAAUCCAAUUUGUAGUUGCUUACCUGGAUAUACUGGUGAUCCAUUUACAAGAUGUUAUGUUAAAGCAGUAUUACAACCACAGUUGAAUGAAGAACGAGAUCCAUGUGUGCCGUCUCCUUGUGGCCUUAACGCUAUAUGCCGUAAUGUAGGUGGACAGCCAAGUUGUUCUUGCUCUUUAGGCUAUUUUGGGAGUCCACCUAAUUGUAAGCCGGAGUGUACUACAAAUCAAGACUGUAUCAGCUCCUUGGCAUGCUCUAAUGAGAAAUGUAUUGAUCCUUGUCCAGGGUCUUGUGGUAAAAAUGCGAAAUGUUUUGUGAAUAAACAUAUAGCUAUUUGCACAUGCCUUGAAGGCUAUAAGGGUGAUCCUUUCUUUGCAUGUGAAGUCGAACCAUUGCAAGACACAACAAUUGAUAUGUGUAAUCCAUCUCCUUGUGGCUCAAAUACUGAAUGUAAAAAUGGAGAAUGUUCAUGCCUGCCAGAGUAUCACGGUGAUCCUUACAUUGGUUGCCGACCAGAGUGUACAGUUAGUUCAGAUUGUGCGAAAAAUCUAAUUUGUAGCUCAAAAAAAUGCACUAAUCCAUGCCCAGAUAUGUGUGGCUAUAAUGCUAUAUGUGAGGUAGUAAAUCAUGUUCCAAUGUGCAGCUGUCCUGUUGGAUAUACUGGCAAUUCUUUUGUUUCUUGUAACGUAAUUCAAGCUCCUAUGCCUACAAACCCUUGCAAUCCUAGUCCUUGCGGACCAAACAGUCAAUGCCGAGAAAUAAACAACAUUGGAGUGUGUUCGUGUAUUUCGGGAUACAUUGGAAAUCCGCCCACUUGCAGAAUUGAGUGCUCAACCAGCUCUGAAUGUCCUUUAAACAAAGCUUGUAAUAACUACAAGUGCUUAAAUCCAUGCAAUGGUGCAUGUGGAAUUGGUGCACACUGUGAAGUUGUUAAUCAUAACCCUAUUUGUUCGUGUCCGACUGAUUUUACAGGAGAUCCAUUUACUAGAUGUAUUCCAAGGCCUCUUGAAACACCGCCUCAAAUAAAUGCAUGUGUUCCUUCACCUUGCGGACCUAAUUCUAUUUGCCAAUCAAUAAACAACACACCUUCUUGUUCUUGUAUGCCGGAGUUCGUGGGAAAUCCGCCCAAUUGUCGUCCAGAAUGCACUAGCAACAGUGAAUGUUCAAAUCAUUUAGCUUGCAUAAAUAACAUUUGUAAAGAUCCAUGCAUAGGAGCAUGUGGCUCGUUAGCCCAAUGUCGAGUCGUCAGUCAUACUCCAAAUUGUUUAUGCCCACAAGGAUAUAAAGGAGAUCCGUUUGUAGCUUGUGAAAUACAGAGCAUUCAGAUUAUUGAACAACCAACUCCGUGUACCCCAUCACCUUGUGGCAGCAAUGCUAUAUGCAAGGAACGUGACAACGUUGGCUCUUGUAUGUGUUCUCCCGGUUAUUUUGGAAAUCCAUAUGAAGGAUGUCGACCUGAGUGCACGGUCAAUACGGACUGUCCAUCUAACAAAGUAUGUCAACAGAACAAAUGUCAAGAUCCUUGUCCCGGAACGUGUGCUGUUAAUGCAGAUUGUCAAACAGUUAAUCAUGUACCUUUGUGUACUUGCAAUCCUGGUUAUACAGGAAAUCCAUUCCAAAAUUGUUUUGUAAAAAAAGAAGUUGAAAUGGUUUCUGAUCCCUGCAGACCAUCGCCCUGUGGACCAAACAGCAUUUGUAAAAUACGCAAUGAGCAAGCAAUAUGUAGCUGUAAACAAGACUAUAGAGGCUCUCCACCGAACUGCAGACCUGAAUGUAUUAUCAGUGCAGAAUGUCCUGCUGAUAAAGCAUGUGUUUCACAAAAGUGUAGCAAUCCUUGCAAUGGCGAAUGUGGACAGAAUGCAAAAUGUUUAGUAAUAAAUCAUAGUCCUAUUUGUACAUGUUUAGAUCACUUCACAGGUGAUCCUUUCAGUCGAUGCUAUCCUAUAAAAGCAUAUAUUCCGGACUUGCAAGAAAAUCCAUGCCUACCGUCGCCAUGUGGUCCAUUUAGUGAAUGUAAAGAAAAUAAUGGCAUUCCGUCAUGUACAUGCUUAGAUAAUUAUUUAGGUUCACCGCCUAAUUGUAGGCCUGAAUGUGUCAUCAGUGCGGAUUGUUCUAGUAACUUAGCAUGUAUUCAUAAUCAGUGUAUAGAUCCGUGUCCAGGAUCAUGUGGAAUCAAUGCCCAAUGUCUAGUGAAAAACCACACACCUAUUUGUAUAUGCUUAGAAAAUUUUGUAGGAGAUGCUUUUACUGAAUGUAAGAUCAAAGUUGCAGAUGUAACAAGUGACGAAAAUAAUCCUUGUGUUCCGUCGCCAUGUGGACCAAAUGCGGUAUGUGAUAACGGCAUAUGUUCUUGUCUACCGGAAUUUCAAGGAGAUCCAUACUUUGAAUGCCGUCCUGAAUGCAUUCUCAGUUCAGAUUGUGCCCAAAACAAAGCUUGCUAUAAAAAUAAAUGUAUCAAUCCUUGUAACAGUGAAGUGUGUGCCCAUAAUGCAAUUUGCGAAGUUAUAAAUCACAUACCAAUGUGUAGAUGUCCUGAUAAUAUGUCUGGAAAUGCUUUUAUUGAAUGUAGAAUACUAGAAGUUGAAAGACCGCAACCAUGUCAACCGAGUCCCUGCGGUCCAAAUAGCCAAUGUCGCGAUAUAAACGGCCAAGCGGUUUGUUCAUGUUUAAUUGGAUAUAUCGGAAGUCCGCCAUCUUGCAGACCAGAGUGUAUGGUUAGCACAGACUGUCGGCCAGAUGAAGCAUGCAGCAACAGAAAAUGUAUCAAGCCCUGUCAAGGUGCUUGUGGUAUUAAUGCAAAAUGUCAGGUUAUCAAUCACAAUCCAAUUUGUUCCUGUCCAACAUCCUAUACUGGUGAUCCAUUUAUUAGAUGUGUACAUCAAGAAAUAUUACCAGAUAAAAUCGAUGCAUGCAUUCCUUCACCAUGUGGACCAAAUUCUAUUUGUAGAGAAAGUUCAGGAACCCCUACAUGUUCAUGUAAAGUAGGCUAUUUCGGUGCGCCUCCUUAUUGUAAGCCAGAAUGUAUCAUUAACUCAGAGUGCUCUACACAAAAAGCUUGUAUAAACGAAAAAUGUGUUAAUCCAUGCGAAAAUGCCUGUGGAGCUAACGCAGAGUGUCAUGUAAUAAGCCACUCACCUUCAUGUUUUUGCCUUGAAGACUAUACAGGUAAUCCAUUUAUUGAAUGCCACAGAAUAGAAAGAGUGCAAGAGAUAUUAUCGCCUUGUCAGCCAUCUCCUUGUGGAGCAAAUGCUAUAUGUAAAGAAUUUAAGGGUGCCGGAGCAUGCACAUGCUUACCUGACUUUAUUGGUAAUCCGUAUGAAGGUUGCAGACCAGAAUGUCUUAUAAACUCAGAUUGUCCCGCAAACAAAGCAUGUAUCGUAAAUAAAUGUAAAGAUCCGUGUCCUGGUGCUUGCGCACCUAAUGCCGUAUGUCAAGUUGUAAGCCAUGCACCUUCAUGUUCAUGUAAUCCAGGUUUAACAGGAGAUCCCUUCCAAUAUUGUGUGCAACAAAAACCUUUAAACGAUGUGAUCAAUGUAUGUCAACCAUCUCCAUGUGGACCUAACAGUCGUUGCCAAGAAGUAAAUAAACAAGCCGUUUGUUCAUGUAUGCCAGAUUACUCAGGGUCCCCUCCAGGCUGCCAUCCUGAAUGUGUUAUCAGUACAGAAUGUCCAACUGAUAAGGCCUGUUUAAAUCAAAAAUGUAGUAACCCGUGUGUUGAUGUUUGUGGCAUUAACACCGAAUGCAGGGUUAUUAAUCAUAGUCCUGUAUGUAGCUGUAAAGCUCUUUACACUGGUGAUCCAUUUACGAGGUGUAAUCCAUUGCCACCUCCAAUAGCAAAUAUCGAAGUGGAACCAUACAAAAACCCUUGUAUUCCAUCUCCGUGUGGACCUCACGCUAUUUGUCAAGAAAUUGGGAAAAUACCAUCAUGUACGUGUAUGCCGAAUUUUGUGGGAAGUCCGCCAAAUUGUAGACCGGAGUGCGUCGUUAAUUCAGAAUGUUUAUCAUCACAAGCCUGCAUGCAACAAAAAUGUCAAGAUCCGUGUGAAGGGUCAUGUGGAAUAGGAGCCUUAUGCUCAGUUUCAAGGCAUGUACCUAUUUGUACUUGCCCGGAAGGUUACACAGGCGAUGCUUUCAGCGUAUGUUUGCCCAAAGCUCAACCAGAUUUCGAUUUUGUCGAUAUAUGUAAUCCAUCACCCUGUGGGCCGAACGCUUUAUGCAAAGAUGGUAAAUGUUCUUGUUUAGAAGAACAUCAAGGAGAUCCAUACAUCGGAUGCCGACCAGAAUGUGUUAUUAGCAAUGAUUGCCCUAGAGACAAAGCAUGUGUUAAAAACAAAUGUAUAGACCCAUGUCCUGGGGCAUGUUCUACAUCAGCUGAAUGCAAUGUUGUGAAUCAUAUUCCUAUGUGCAGUUGCUUACAAGGCAUGACAGGCAAUGCUUUCUAUGGUUGUGAACCAAUUAGAGCUCCAAUAGUAAGUAGCCCUUGUUCACCUUCACCAUGUGGACCAAACAGUCAAUGCCGAGAAAUAAAUGGACAAGCAGUUUGCACCUGUGUACCUAGUUAUAUAGGUAGCCCACCACUAUGUCGACCAGAGUGUGUAGUCAGCUCCGACUGUAAAUCAAAUAAAGCUUGUAGUAAUCAGAAAUGUAUUGACCCGUGUAAGGGUUCAUGCGGAGUGGCAGCUAAAUGUACGGUGGUGAAACAUAAUCCUAUAUGUACUUGUCCACCCCAAUAUACCGGAGAUCCGUUUGUUAGAUGUUUACCUUUUAGUCCUGUUAUUGCUGAUACAACACCUUGCGUUCCGUCGCCUUGUGGCCCUAAUGCUAUAUGCAAAGAAGUAUUAGGUUCGCCAUCGUGUGCUUGCCUGCCCAAUUUCUUUGGUUCUCCGCCAUAUUGUAGACCAGAAUGCUCUAGUAAUAGUGAAUGUCCAAUUAAUCAAGCGUGUGUCAACCAAAAAUGCAAAGAUCCUUGCAUCAAUAUUUGCGGCCAAAAUGCUAAUUGUAGGGUUAUUAGUCAUUCGCCAAUGUGUUUCUGUGAUUUAGGGUAUGAAGGUGAUCCAUUUUCACACUGUCAUCUUCAAAAACAACCUAUUCCCGAACAAACAUCUCCUUGUGAGCCUUCUCCGUGUGGUGCAAAUGCAAUUUGUAAGGAACAUAAUUUAGCAGGUUCUUGCAUUUGUCUACCUGAUUAUAUUGGAAACCCCUAUGAAGGUUGCCGCCCCGAAUGUACAGUAAAUACAGAUUGCCCCCCAAAUAGAAGUUGCAUUCGAAAUAAAUGCCAAGACCCCUGUCCUGGUACUUGUGGGCCUAUGGCUAUAUGUGAAACUAUAAAUCAUUCACCAGUUUGCAGUUGUUCUCCUGGCUAUACUGGUGAGCCGUACUACAGAUGUGAUAAAUUGAAAGAGUCGAGUGUGGAACCUACGCCUUGCGUACCAAAUCCUUGCGGCCCAAAUAGUGUAUGUCAAUCAUACAACGGUCAAAGUACAUGUUCCUGUAUGCAUAAUUAUGUCGGUUCUCCACCUGGAUGUCGACCAGAAUGCACGGUCAGCUCCGAAUGUCCGAGUAACAAAGCUUGUAUUAAUUUAAAAUGUGUGGACCCAUGUCCAAGUCAUUGCGGAAUUAAUUCUGAAUGCAGAGCUCUAAGUCAUAGCCCCAUUUGUUCAUGUAUGCCUGGUUACACAGGAGAUCCAUUUACACGAUGCUAUAGCCAACCACAAAUACCAGAACUCGAUCCAAUUCGGGAUCCUUGUGUUCCUAAUCCGUGUGGAGACAAUGCUAUUUGUAGAGACGCUAACGGCGUUCCAUCGUGUUCUUGUAUGUCAAAUUUCCAAGGACUUCCUCCAAAUUGUCGUCCCGAAUGCGCAAUCAAUCAAGACUGUCCGUCAAACAUGGCAUGUAUUAAUAUGAGAUGUCGCGAUCCAUGUCCAGGCAGUUGUGGACAAAAUGCUAUGUGCACAGUAUUCAACCAUUUCCCGGCAUGUACAUGUACUCCAGGCUUUUCUGGUGACCCUUUUACUAGGUGUAAUUUGAUUCCACCAAUUCAAGAUGUACAAACUCCAGAUCCUUGUAACCCUUCACCAUGUGGUUUUAACGCCGAAUGUUACAAUGGAAUAUGCACGUGUUUAAAAGACUACUAUGGAGACCCUUACAUAGGUUGUAAACCGGAAUGUAUAACAAAUAUGGAGUGCCCAAUUGAUAAAAUAUGCUCAAGUAAUAAAUGUACAAAUCCUUGCCCUGGUGCCUGUGCCACAACAGCCGAAUGUAUUGUUUACAAUCAUAUUCUUGUGUGCUCAUGUCCACAAGGAAUGACUGGAAAUGCUUUCAGCGAAUGCUACACAACUGAAAUUACACAAAUACAACCUUGUAACCCUAGUCCAUGUGGGCCUAACAGCCAAUGUAGAGCAGUAAAUAAACAAGCCAUGUGUUCAUGCUUACCGAGCUUUAUCGGCUCUCCGCCUUCUUGUCGGCCAGAAUGUACUAUAAGCGCUGAUUGCUCUCUUGACGAAGCCUGCAAUAAUCAAAAAUGUAUAAAUCCGUGCAAAGGCAGCUGCGGAUAUGGCGCAAGGUGUGAAGUAAUCAAGCACAAUCCUAUUUGUUCAUGUCCAGCUCAAUAUACAGGAGAUCCAUUUACAAAAUGUGUUCCGAUCGUAUCAGCACCAUUAAGUCCUAUUGAUCCUUGUACGCCAUCACCAUGUGGACCUUAUUCAAUAUGUAAAGUAAUCGGCGAGUCCCCGUCAUGCUCGUGUCAGGUUAAUUAUGUUGGAGCUCCGCCCACCUGUCGUCCUGAAUGUAUCAGUAAUUCUGAAUGCCCAACAAAUUUGGCAUGUAUUAACCAGAAAUGUAAAGACCCUUGUCCAGAAACGUGCGGAUAUAAUUCUGAUUGCAAAGUGGUCAGCCAUGCGUUAAUUUGUUCUUGUCCAUAUAGCCACACAGGCGAUCCGCUUGUUUCCUGCUAUCCUAUCAAAGAUUCUGGUAUUGAAUACAGUUCACCAUGUGAGCCUUCGCCAUGCGGCCUUAACGCAGAAUGCGUGGAAAGAAAUGGCGCCGGUUCAUGUAAAUGUCUCGAAGAUUUUAUUGGUAACCCCUAUGAAGGCUGUCGGCCAGAAUGUGUUGUUAAUACGGAUUGUAGCCCAACACUAGCCUGUAUUCAAAAUAAGUGUAAGGAUCCAUGUCCUGGUAUCUGUGCACCGAAUGGAAUAUGUCAAGUCGUAAAUCAUUUACCCUCAUGUCACUGUCCUAUGGGACUUACAGGAGAUGCAUACACGUAUUGUAUUGACAAAGUGGAAGACUUUGUAAAAAUAACGCCAUGCAAUCCCUCACCUUGCGGUCCUAACAGUCAGUGUCGAGAAGUGAAUUCUCAGGCAGUGUGCAGUUGUAGCGACUCAUACGUGGGAACGCCGCCCAAUUGUCGUCCUGAAUGUACAAUCAACAGUGAAUGUGAAACUAAUAAAGCAUGCGUUAACCGAAAAUGCGUCGAUCCCUGUAUAGGACAGUGCGGUAGGAACGCUAAUUGCAGAGUUAUUGCACACAACCCAAUGUGCUCGUGCCAAGAACAUUUCACCGGAGAUCCGUUCUCUUUUUGUAUGCCUCAACCAACAUCGAUCGUUCCUCCCCAAAGUAGCAUAAACCCGUGCUUGCCGUCGCCGUGCGGCGCGCACGCGGAGUGCUCGGAGCGCGGGGGCGCGGUGCGCUGCAGCUGCCGCUCGGGCUACACGGGCACGCCGCCGCGCUGUCGGCCUGAAUGCACGCUCAGCUCUGAGUGCAGCGCCGUCCAGGCGUGCAUCAACAACCGCUGCGUCGACCCAUGUCCGGGCGCGUGUGGAGUUAAUGCACAGUGCAUUGUUAACAAUCAUCUACCUAUCUGUUCCUGCUUACAGAGUUACACUGGCGAUCCGUUUACGAGUUGCAAUUUUGUAGUUCAAGAUGUCGAACCGAGUAAUCCAUGCUCUCCGUCACCUUGCGGAACAAAUGCGGUUUGUAAAGACGGUGUUUGUUCUUGUUUGCCAGAAUUUCUUGGAAACCCUUACUUUGGAUGCAAGCCAGAAUGCGUAUUAAACUCUGACUGUCUACGAAAUAAAGCUUGUAUAAGAAAUAAAUGUAGCGAUCCUUGCAUUGGUACAUGUGGUAGUGACGCACUGUGUGAAGUUAUUAAUCAUAUACCAAUUUGCUCAUGUCCUUCUGGAACUUCAGGCGAUCCUUUCAGUUAUUGUACAAAAAUAAUUGAGCCUGUAACCAAAAAUUUAUGUGAACCAUCACCCUGUGGCUCUUAUAGUCAGUGCAGAGAGAUAAACGGUCAUGCAGUAUGCGUUUGCGUUCAAGGCUACAUUGGUAAUCCUCCGAACUGUCGUCCAGAAUGUACAGUGAGCUCCGAUUGCCCAUUAUAUCAAGCUUGUUCGAAUCAAAAAUGUAUAGACCCUUGUCCCGGAGCUUGUGGGCGAAACACUCAUUGUGUUGUUGUUAAACAUAAUCCAAUUUGCAGAUGUUUGUCUGGAUUUUCAGGAGAUCCAUUUUCAGUGUGUCAACGAAUUCCAUUAAUGUCACCAGUCAAAAUUAAUCCGUGUUUGCCCUCACCAUGUGGACCUAAUUCAGCUUGUAUUGAAAAAGAAAAUGACGCAGAUUGUAAAUGUCUGCCUGAAUUCAUAGGUUUACCUCCUAGUUGUCGCCCUGAGUGCACAAGCAAUACCGAUUGCGAUACUAAUAAAGCUUGUAUUAAUAAAAAAUGUCGCGAUCCUUGUCUAGGCUCUUGCGGAGUCAAUGCACAAUGCCGCGUUGUAAGUCAUACACCAAUGUGCUCAUGCCAAAAUGGCUACACUGGUGAUCCUUUCCAGUAUUGCACUGUAAAAGUAGCCCAAAUUACGCAAGAAAGACCGACACCGUGUAUUCCUUCUCCUUGUGGAGCUAAUGCUGAAUGUAAAGAACGAAAUAAUAUUGGGUCAUGUACCUGUAUACCAGGAUAUUUCGGCGAUCCUUAUGUCGCUUGUAAGCCAGAAUGCUUAUUGAAUUCGGAUUGUUUGGCAAACCAAGCUUGUCACUUGAACAAAUGUCACGAUCCUUGCCCUGGAACAUGUGGUGUUAAUGCAUUAUGUAAUGUCGUCAAUCAUAUACCCAGUUGUAACUGUCCCGCCCAACAUUUUGGAGAUCCAUAUAAAAUAUGUUUGUUUAAACCACUGAUGGAAAUAAUAGAUCCUUGUGAUCCUUCGCCAUGUGGACCGAAUAGCUUAUGCAAAGUUCAAAACGAUUUAGCUAUCUGUACCUGUGUGAGCGGGUACUUGGGAUCUCCACCCGAGUGUCGUCCAGAAUGCAUAACAAACUCUGAAUGUCCUCUUGACAAAACAUGCGAAAAUUUAAAAUGUAUUUCACCUUGCCCCAGAGGAUGCGGCAUUAACACUGACUGUCGGACAAUCAAGCAUAAUCCUAUUUGUUCUUGUAAAGAAGGAUAUACAGGAGAUCCAUUUUCAAUUUGUCAUAAAGUUAUUAAAAUCGAAAACUCUUUAAUGGGACCAGUAAAUCCUUGUGUACCUUCUCCUUGUGGAAUUAACGCUGAGUGCAGAAAUAUAGGUGGAAUGCCUUCUUGCACAUGUUUGCCUCAGUAUAUUGGAAGUCCGCCGAAUUGUAAACCAGAAUGUGUUUUAAACACCGAUUGUGGCAAUAACAAGGCUUGUAUAAACAUGAAAUGUCUUGACCCAUGUUUAGGAUCGUGCGGCAUACUCGCAAUAUGUAACGUCGUGAAACAUGUCCCUGUUUGUUCUUGCCCAAACGGUUACGAAGGCGAUCCGUUCGUGGCUUGUAAUGUUAAAGAACAAGAAAUAAUCCAAAAUAUCGAUCCAUGCAACCCAUCACCUUGUGGGCCUAAUGCUAUAUGCAGCAACAACGGCGUUUGUUCAUGCCUACCGGAGUACCACGGCGACCCAUACUUCAGCUGCCGCCCCGAGUGCGUGCUGAGCUCGGACUGCGCGCCCACACAGGCGUGCGCGAGGAACAAAUGCGUUGAUCCUUGUCGCGACAUGUGCGGCCUCAACGCUGAGUGUCAAGUCUACAAUCACGUGGCGGUGUGCAGCUGUCCGAGUGGCAUGUCAGGAAAUGCGUUUUACGAAUGUUUUAACAUAAAAAUUUCCGUUAUCAGACCAUGUGAGCCAUCUCCAUGCGGACCCAAUAGUAUAUGUAGAGAAUUUAACGGCCAAGCAGUUUGUUCCUGCAUUGAAGGAUUCGUGGGUAAUCCACCAAGCUGCAGACCCGAGUGUAUCCAAAGCACGGACUGUUCUCCAUCUUUAGCUUGUAUAAAUAGAAAAUGUCAAGACCCAUGUCCAGGAUCGUGUGCUUCUAAUGCGAUAUGCAACGUGAAUAAUCACAACCCUAUAUGUUCUUGUCCACCCAGAUACACAGGAUCUCCUUUUUCACGCUGUUACGUUCAACUCGUGGAAGAACAUCACAUUAAUCCAUGCUCCUCAUCUCCUUGUGGAUCUAACAGUAUAUGUAAAACACUACCGAACGGGGAUUCUUAUGUUUGUUCAUGUGAACCUACAUUUGAAGGGAACCCACCCAAUUGCAAACGCGAAUGUACUUAUAACGAGGAUUGCGCUUCUGACAAGACUUGCAUAAAUUACAAAUGCAAGAAUCCCUGCCCUGCAUCUUGUGGUCUAAACACUUUGUGUACAGUUCGUCUUCAUACAGUUAUGUGUUCUUGUCAAGAAGGUUACUCGGGAGAUCCAUUUUUAUCGUGUUUCCAAAUACCACAAAUAACGUCAAAAGACCCAUGCAGUCCAACACCCUGCGGAAUCAACGCUCGCUGCAGGGUUACUAGAGAUAACGCACCUGUUUGUGCUUGCGAACCUGGAUAUUUUGGAAAUCCUUACGAAAAUUGUCGGCCUGAAUGCGUCAUUAAUACUGACUGUCCUUACAACAAAGCCUGCCGCAACAACAAAUGUGAAGAUCCUUGUCCAGGUGCAUGCGGCACUACUGCUAUUUGCGAAGUUAUAAAUCAUUUACCAACUUGCAAAUGCUCAAUUGGAUAUACAGGAAAUCCAUAUGCAUAUUGCCAUGUUAUUAUAAAUGAACCUGAACCUGCAUUAGGAAAUCCUUGCAUACCUAACCCAUGUGGAAGCAAUAGUAUUUGUAAAGAUAAUAAAGGCGUAGCUUCUUGCUCUUGUAUACCUAACUAUAUUGGAACCCCGCCUGAUUGUCGUCCCGAGUGUACUGUUAACUCAGAAUGUGAAAGAUCAAAAAGUUGUAUAAAUCAAAGAUGUGUUGAUCCGUGUAUCGGGGUUUGCGGACAAAAUGCUGAGUGCAGAGUAAUUAACCAUGCACCUGUUUGUUCUUGUCGAGAGAAUUUCGAUGGAGACCCAUUCACAAGAUGUGCCAUAAGAGAAAAAAUACCACCGAUUGACACUAAUCCUUGUAUACCAUCACCUUGUGGUCCUAAUUCUUUGUGCCAAAUAACUAAUAAGAUACCCAUAUGCUUUUGUAUGGAUAAUUUCAUUGGAUCGCCACCAAAUUGUAGAGCAGAAUGUGCCGUCAAUUCCGACUGUCCAAACAGCAAAGCUUGCAUCAAUCGCAAAUGUAAAGAUCCCUGUUAUGGGUCCUGCGGACUUCAAACCGUGUGUCAUGUUUAUCAACAUUCCGCUGUGUGCACUUGCAAAGAAGGUUAUACUGGCAAUCCAUUUGAGAGUUGUCAUGCUACUGAAGUUAUAGAACAUAUACCCGCUAUGUAUGAUAAAUGUAACCCGAGUCCUUGUGGGGCAAACGCAGAUUGUAAUGAUGGAGUAUGUAAAUGUAAAAAUAACUUCUUCGGCAAUCCAUAUAUGAGCUGUCGCCCUGAGUGCACUCAUAAUUCGGACUGUGCGCCAAACAUGGCAUGCUACAGAAAUAAAUGUUAUAACCCUUGCACUAACCUAUGUGGUGAAAAUGCAUCAUGUGAUGUAUACAAUCAUAUUCCUAUGUGUAGUUGUCCUCCAAAUAGCAUCGGAAAUGCCUUCUUCAAGUGUAUUCCUGAAAAAGCUGUACAACAAAAGCAAAAUCCUUGUUCACCAUCUCCUUGCGGUCCCAACAGCCAGUGUCGUAUUGUUCAUGAUCAGGCUAUAUGCUCAUGUCUGUUGGGCUAUAUAGGAAUACCACCAUCAUGUCGUCCUGAGUGCUUAGUAGAUUCGGACUGCCCCAGUGUUUUGUCAUGCUCUAAUCAAAAAUGUGUGGACCCUUGUCGAGGAUCAUGUGGCAUUAAUGCAGAAUGUCAAGUCAACAAUCAUAAUCCUAUUUGCUAUUGCCGUAACGGACUUACUGGUGAUCCGUUUAGUCGUUGUUUGGAAAUACAUCAUGUAAAUCCUCCUACAAAUACACCUUGCAUUCCAUCACCAUGUGGACCAAACGCUUUGUGCCGGGAAGUUGGUGAAACGUCAUCUUGUACUUGUUUGAGUGGUUUUGUUGGGAAACCGCCGUACUGCCGCCCCGAAUGUAUCACCAAUAGUGAAUGUAGUUUCGAUAAGUCUUGUAUUAAUAACAAAUGCGUUGAUCCAUGCAUUGGUGCUUGUGGCCAAAAUGCAAUUUGUCGUGUUGUUAGUCAUUCACCGCUCUGCUUAUGUCAAUCUGGUUAUGAAGGAGAUGCUUUUGAUCUAUGUUAUCCAGUCAAAGUGCCAACACAAAAACCACAUAUACAAGUUAAUUCAUGUUCGCCCAAUCCAUGCGGUCCAAAUGCAUUAUGUCAGGAAAGAAAUAAUGCUGCUAGUUGUAUGUGCAUCAGCGGAUUCUUUGGAAACCCUUACGAAGGAUGUAGACCGGAAUGCUUGAUAAAUUCUGAUUGCUCACAAAAUCUAGCAUGCCUUAAUAAUAAAUGCCAAGACCCCUGUCUCGGUUUCUGUGGAAUUAAUUCUGAAUGCCAAGUAGUUAAUCAUGUGCCAAAAUGUUAUUGUGUAGUUGGUUACGCAGGCAAUCCAUAUGAGCGCUGUAUUUUGAAAGAAGAGAAACCCACAGAUCCUUGUAAUCCUUCUCCUUGCGGACCUCACAGUUCGUGUAGAUUAAUUAACGAACAAGCAAUUUGUACUUGUCUACCUGAAUAUCAGGGAACCCCACCUAACUGUCGAUCUGAAUGUGUCACGAGCUCUGAAUGUCCUCUGAAUAGAGCGUGUAUAAAACUUAAAUGCGUUGAUCCAUGUAUUGAAACCUGUGGUGAAAAUGCCCAAUGUCGAGUACAUCAUCACAGUCCGUACUGUACUUGUGUUGAAGGCUAUGAUGGAGAUCCAUUUAUAAGAUGUACUAAAGAAAAGAAAAUAACCCAAAUAGCUACAAAUCCAUGUUCACCAAAUCCUUGUGGAAUGUAUUCAUACUGUCAAGAGGUCCAAGGAUCAGCUUCAUGCAGUUGUAAACCAGGAUACUUUGGUGUGCCUCCACGUUGUUCACCAGAAUGUACAAUAAACGAAGAUUGUUCUAGAAAUAAAGCUUGUGUACGCGAAAAAUGUGUCGAUCCCUGCAUAGGAUCCUGUGGCGUUAAUACAAAUUGCCGCGCGUCUGAUCAUUUGGCUAUUUGUAUUUGCCUACCAGGCUAUAAAGGAGAUCCAUUUAUAGGAUGUUAUGUAAUGGAAAAAGAUUUCGAAGUAUUACCACCUCUGGAUUCCUGUACACCAUCGCCAUGUGGUGUCAACGCUCUAUGUGAUAAUGGAACUUGUUCAUGCAUUACUGGAUAUUAUGGAAACCCUUAUAUCGGAUGUCGACCAGAAUGUACAACGGACAACGAAUGUCAGAAACAAUUUGCAUGCAUCAAUUACAAAUGUAUCAAUCCUUGUAAAAAUGCGUGUGGUAUAGAUGCAAUAUGCAAUGUUUAUAACCAUAUAGCAAUAUGUGACUGUCCCGCGCCUCUUCGAGGAGAUCCAUUCAUCGCUUGUCACCCUGUAAUAGCACCAGUAGUAACAGUUCCGUGUUCACCAAAUCCUUGCGGACCAAAUAGCGUCUGUCGGGCGGCUGGGACAGUUGCACACUGCUCUUGCCGCUCGGCAAUGCUAGCGGAGCCGCCAACCUGCCGACCUGAGUGUCGUACUGACACUGAUUGUCCGCCGACCCUCGCCUGUCGCAAUAGUAAAUGCCGUGACCCAUGUCCUGGCUCCUGCGGGACGCAUGCCAUUUGUCAUACUAACUUACAUUCCCCGAUUUGUAGCUGCCCGAACCGUUAUACUGGUGAUCCAUUUACCCGAUGUUUAGAAGUUACAGAUCUGGAACCUGAAAUUAAAUCGCCAUGUCCAAAUUGUGGACCCAAUGCAGAAUGCAUCGAUGGUCAUUGCCAAUGCCAGUCUGGUUACUUUGGCGUUUCUCCAUUCUGUCGUGUUGAAUGCCUUAAAUCUAGUGACUGCGCCUGGAACCUUAUGUGUUUAAAUAGGCAUUGUACUGAUCCUUGUCCUGGAGCAUGCGGUCUUAAUGCUGUUUGUACUGCAGUUGCUCACGAGCCCCACUGUGACUGUCCCCCAUCCACUACUGGAAAUCCUCUUAUAGAAUGUCGACUCAUCGUGAAUAUUCCAAAACUUCCAAAUGACCCAUGCAAUCCAUCUCCUUGUGGACCUGGUGCCAUAUGUCGCACAAGAGGAACGAGCGCGUCUUGCGAGUGCGAGCCAAGCUUACGAGGCGACCCCUAUACGGGAUGCCGGCCAGAGUGUAUCGCAGACUCCGAUUGCUCUCCUAGUCGCGCAUGUAUUCGAUCACAUUGCCGCGACCCCUGUGAGGGUACAUGUGGAAUCGGCGCAGACUGCGAAACUGUGAACCACAUUCCUCUUUGUUCGUGCCCAUCUGGAACAAAAGGAAAUGCAUUUGAAAAAUGUGAUGUCAUAACUUCUGCUCCACCAUGUACGCCAUCCCCAUGCGGUCCAGGAGCAGUUUGCAAUGUGGUCGCUGGAAAUGCAGUAUGCUCUUGCCCCAGUGGUACAAUGGGAGAUGCUGGCAGUUCGGGUUGUCGACCAGAAUGUGUCGUGAGCUCCGAAUGUUCCCGCGAUCGAGCAUGUGUUCGUAACAAAUGUGUAGACCCAUGCGUCGGUUCUUGUGGAAAUGGAGCUAUAUGCCGGGUAUUCGACCAUGCACCAAUAUGUUCAUGUCCUCCUUCUACUACGGGCGAUCCAUUCCUUGAUUGCAGAAUCAAAGACAUACUACCUUCGAGUCCAACAGUAUUCGAUCCAUGCGAUCCAAGCCCUUGUGGGCCACACGGUAUAUGUCGCGAUGGAUUUUGUUCUUAUCCUGAAUGUGUCAUUAAUGAUGAUUGCCCAGGAAAUCUAGCGUGUGUAAAUAGAAAGUGUUCAGACCCUUGCAUAAACGCCUGCGGUAUCAAUGCAAUAUGUACGGGUGUAAGACACUCUGCAGUAUGUUCGUGCCCUGUUGGUUACACCGGAUAUCCGUUUGUACGUUGCGAACAAAUCACCGAUGUCACUGCAGCGCCAUCGGUACCGGAAUGUGCACACGAUGAACAGUGUGCAGACCACGCAGCUUGUGUCGAUUCCAGAUGUACAUCUGUUUGCGUUAUAACAAAUUGUGGUAUAAAUUCUCGAUGUCUAGCAAAACAACACAGAGCCCGUUGCGCUUGCUUACCCGGUUAUGAAGGAGAUGCUUAUACAGGAUGCCAUUCAAUACAAUGCCAUAGCAACAAUGAUUGCCGUGAUGAUGAGGGCUGCGAAGGUGGCUCUUGCGUCAAAGUAUGUGAACGUUUGCGCUGUGGUCUUAAUGCCCAGUGCUACGCACGGGGUCACAUGGCUUCUUGCGAGUGCAUUACUGGAACUCGAGGAGAUCCAUGGACAAGCUGUCGUAGAGACGAAUGUGUUGUGGAUGACGAUUGCCCUAACUGGUUAGCUUGUAAAGGAAAAACUUGUCAGGAUCCAUGUCCUGGAGCUUGUGCAGUUGGUGCUAUGUGUAACGUCGUGCGCCAUAGUCCCACAUGUGAGUGCCCACGUGGUACAAGAGGAAACCCUAAAAUUGAAUGUAAACAAGUACAAGAUCAAGUUGAGUGCAAUAAUGAUGCAGAAUGUGGUCCAGGAUUGGCCUGUUUACAAGGAAACUGCAAAAAUCCAUGUGAACAAACGUCAUGUGGAAUCCGAGCAAUAUGCCGUGUUGCAAAUACGUUACCAUUCCGCACACUUGUGUGUGAAUGCCCUAAACCUUUAACUGGUGAUGCUUCGAUACAAUGCGAUCCUCGGGGACAAUGCAGUAGGGAUACAGAUUGUGGUGAUGAAGAACAUUGUGUGGAACAGCAAUGCAGAAGCGUGUGCGAAGCGGGCGCGUGUGGCGUGGGUGCAGAGUGCCGCGCGCGUUCGCAUAAAGCUCAGUGCGUUUGUACGCCUCAGUUACAAGGAGACCCAACCAUCGCCUGCACACCAAGUGUCUCCGGACCGAUGUGCCUGUCCGACGAAGAGUGCGGUGCGGCUGAGGCGUGUGUCGGGCGACGCUGCGUGUCCGCGUGCGCGGGUGCGUGCGGCGCGGGCGCGCUGUGCGACGCUCGCGCGCACCGCGCCCGCUGCCGCUGCCCGCCCGGUACAGCCGGCGAUCCAGCUCGCUCUUGUUACACGCCGGAAUGUACUUCGGAUGAUAACUGUCCAUUCGAUAAGAGCUGCCUUAAUAACUAUUGCCGCGACCCAUGCGCACUCGGCGGUCCCUGCGGUCGAGAUGCUGUCUGCGAAGUGAUCGCUCAUGUUGCCACUUGCCGCUGUCCACCGGGCACGCAGGGUGAUCCACGUCGGGCUUGCGUUUCAGGAACUUGUCAGUAUAACGAAGAUUGCGACGAUACCCAAAUAUGUAACAGACUCAACCGAUUUUGCCAACCGGCAUGUUCUGAAAAUAGUUGCGCUCCGGGUGCGGUCUGUACCGCCGAACUCCAUCGACCGGUAUGUGAGUGUCUACCGAGUCACAGCGGAGAUCCAUAUAUCCGUGGCUGCAUUCAUAUUCAACCAUCAGAUGAAUGUACUACUGAUUCCGAUUGCGCUCGUCCUCUCGGCUGUGUAAACGCUCGGUGCGUCGAUUUAUGCCAAGGAAAUCCUUGCGAAACAGACCUCAUUUGUAAGCCCGUGGACAUUCUACCCUUGCGCGCCGUGGCGUGCGUGUGCCCCGACGGAGGCCGUGUGGCAUCCGAUACUGGUUGCCGCUCUCCGCCCGAGGCCGAAUGCUCCACAGAUCCUGAAUGCGAGAAGAGUCAAAUUUGUCAACGUGGAAAAUGUAUUGAUGCUUGUAAAGCUUCCCCAUGUGGAUACAACGCCCUCUGUGAAACGAACGACCAUCUGUCACGUUGCACUUGUCCGCCAGGAUACAUUGGAAAUCCGAGAAUAGAAUGUAAUACAGAACCAAGACAACCGUCAAUUUUCGAAUGCUACAAAAAUGAAGAAUGUGGUCCAGAGCAAGCCUGUACCGACCGCACCUGUGUUAACCCAUGUAUAAAUGCAUGUGGAUCUGGCGCUUUGUGCCGUGUCAUCGAUCACGAGCCAAAAUGUUCUUGUCCUGUAGGAUACACAGGCGAUGCUAAAAUACGUUGUACACCACCAUCACAAGACAAAUCUGUUGUACCAGUUGGAUGUAAAGCAAACUCGGAUUGUCCGUUGUCUCAAGCGUGUAUAAACGGAGCUUGCGCUAACCCUUGUCUCUGUGGUACAAACGCUGAAUGUACUGUGAUAAGACACCACCCAGUCUGCUUUUGCGAACCUAAUCACUCUGGAAAUCCGUAUAUCGGAUGUGUUAAAAUUGACUGUACUGCAGAUUCGGAAUGUCAGGACAGUGAAAUAUGUUACAACGGAGCCUGCGUAAAUCCUUGCGUUGUAGAAGCUCCUUGCGCUAUAAGUGCCGAGUGCUAUGGGGAAAGUCAUCGACCUCAAUGUCGUUGCCCUGUUGGAACAAAUGGCAACCCAUACAGUAAAUGUCAAGCAUCUGAAUGUGAAAUCAAUUCGGACUGUAAUGAUGAUAGCGUGUGCCUCAAAGGUUUUUGCCAUAACGCUUGCUCACCUGAUGGACGUAAUCCAUGCGCUUAUAAUGCAAUUUGUUUUGCCCGGAAUCACGCCGCAUCUUGCAAAUGUCCACCAGCACUACCAUCAGGAGACCCUCUAACCCUCUGUGAACGAGCAGUAGUAAUUGGUGAACCCGAAUGCAGAAUGGAUGGAGACUGUCCAAGUGGUCAAGCUUGUCUUAGAGAUGAAUGUCGGGAUGCCUGCGAAGAACUUAAACCAUGCGCGGCAAAUGCGAGAUGUACAGUAUCAAACAGUGUUCCUUUCCGCACUUUGAUAUGCCGUUGCCCAGAAGGUUACAUACCAGAUGAAAGAGGUGCCUGCAAACCAGCACAACUACCACCACUCAGCUGUUCCACUGAUCAGGAUUGUUCCGAUCAGGAAUCAUGUAUCAAUAGAAUUUGUCGAAACCCUUGUAACUGUGGAGAAAACGCAGAAUGCUUCAUUCGUAAUCAUAGACCAGUCUGUUCCUGCCGUGAUGGCUACGAUGGUAACCCUUACCGUCAAUGUCGUAUUGUUGGUUGUCGAUCAAAUUCAGAAUGCGAAUCGCAUGAAUCUUGUGUAAAUGGCAAUUGUAUCAGCCCGUGUUUGUUAAACAACACAUGUGGCCCUAAUGCUGAAUGUUUUGUAGAAAGAUCCCAAUCACUUUGCCGUUGCCAUUCUGGAUUUGAAGGGGAUGCUUAUACUGGCUGUAAUGCCGUUGAAUGCAGAUCAAAUGGGGAUUGCCCUCAUGACAAGCAAUGCCGUAGUCAUAGAUGUAUUAAUCCAUGUGAUAAUGCGAACAUAUGUGGAAAUAACGCGGAAUGCUUAGUUCGUAAUCACAUGGGUGUAUGUAAAUGUAAACAAGGUUAUAUAGGUAGUCCUUAUGUAGAAUGCAGAAUUCAAAAAACAGCAGAAUGUUAUAUAGACGCAGACUGUCCAUCUAGGUUAGCAUGUUUAUCUUCCAAAUGUGUAAAUCCAUGCAUUACUUUACAACCUUGUUCAACACCAGCUCAAUGUGAAGUCUCACCUACAUUGCCGGUUCGCACUAUGAUCUGCUCAUGUCCGCCUGGAUAUGUCAGUAGUGGAAAAGGUAUUUGUCGCCCGGCCAAACCGAUCUUAGAAGUAGCAUGCGAAAUUGAUAAAGACUGUACCUCUAACCACGCUUGUGUUACUUCUGUUUGUAAGAACCCUUGCGAAUGUGGACCAAAUACUGAUUGUCAAAUAAAGGAUCACAAACCAGUAUGCGCCUGCCGGCCAGGUUUUAUAGGCGAUCCUCACACUGGAUGUUACAAUAUUAAGUGUCAAACUGAUAGCCAUUGUAGUGAUGAAGAAACUUGUAUUAAUAAUCGUUGUGUGCCUGCCUGUUCGGUAGAGACUAACGUAUGCGGCAAAGAAGCAGAAUGUUACGGAGCUGAGCAUCGCGCGUCAUGUCGCUGUCAAAUUGGAACCGUUGGUAAUCCACUCUUAUCCUGUUUGCCAAUCAGCUGCCGUGCUAAUUCUGACUGUCCACCAGAAAAAUCAUGCAUUAACUCUAAAUGUGUAGAACCGUGCAUUUCAAACCCCUGUAAUGAACCAGCCGUGUGCCGAGUACAUCAUCACGAAGUGUAUUGUGUUUGCCCACCGGGUUACCAAAGCACUAGUGAAGGCUGCAAUAAAACGGAGUCACGUUGCAAUACUGACUUAGAUUGUCCACCAGCUACUGCGUGUUUGGAUAAUAAAUGCACUAAUCCUUGCCUGGACAAAAAUCCCUGUGGUAUUAACGCCGAAUGCAAACUUAUCGAAACUUUACCAAUAAAAACUAUAACAUGUGAAUGUGACACUGGAUAUAGAGGAAAUGCUCUUAUAGAGUGUACACCCUAUAAAACUCCUGUCACUAAGUGCGUGUCAGGUCAAGGAGUAAACGAGGAGGGCGAAUGCGUGCCGUGCCCCGAGGGAGAAGGUCGCGUCGUGGACGCGCGCGGGCGCUGCGUGUGCGACGCGGCGCGCGGGCUGGCAGCGCGCGGAGGCGCCUGUGCGCCGGCCGGCUGCCGCGCCGACAGCGACUGCGAGGACAGCGCUCGCUGCGUCGACGCCCAGUGUGUCCCGGCGUGCCGCGCGGAGCCGUGCGGCCUUCACGCCACGUGUGAGGCCACCGCUCACCGGUCUCGUUGCACGUGCGUUCCCGGCUACGUGGGCAAUCCUAGAGUAAACUGCGUCAACACUCCAACUACAAACAUAACUUACCGAACCGAUUUCCCUCUGCCAGAUAUGCAGGUACACUGUCUUGCCAAUGGAGUAAGUGUGAGUCUUAAAAUUAAAGAUUUCAAUGGAGUGUUAUAUGUAAAAGGCUACAGCAAGGACGAGCGAUGUCGUCUAGUAGUUCAUACGACUGAAAAUCAAGAAAGACCAGUUGAUUUUACUGUAUUCUUUGGUGAAUGUGGAUUAGUUCACGUUAACGGGCUGGCCAGUUUCGUACUAGUAAUGCAGAAACAUCCAAAACUUGUAACAUCGAAUGCAAAGGCGUUCCAUAUUAAAUGUAUAUAUCAAACCGGAGAGCAAAAUGUAACCCUCGCUUUCAACGUAUCGAUGUUAACAACCGCGGGAACCAUCGCCAACACUGGCCCCCCACCCACAUGCUCCAUGAGAAUAGUUUCUCGCACCGGAGACGAGGUCAGCUCAGCGGAAAUUGGAGAAAACUUAGUAUUGCAAGUCGAUGUUCAACCAUCUAGUAUAUAUGGUGGAUUCGCUCGCAGUUGUAUCGCAAAAACUAGUGAAGUCUCGACGAAUAUAGAAAACGAAUACACUGUUACUGAUGAAGAUGGGUGCGCCACGGACGCCGCCAUCUUCGGCGAAUGGGAAAGAAGCGACGAUGGCAGUGCAUUGCGUGCCGCAUUCAAUGCUUUCAAAUUCCCUAGCAGCGAUAAUAUUAGAUUCCAAUGUAAUAUUCGAGUCUGCUUUGGAAAAUGUCAACCGGUAAAUUGUCGCGGCUCUGACGCUUUCGGAAAGCGCCGCAAACGAGAAACGAUCGACGGUGACGGCCCAAUAGCGGGUCAACUUCGCGAGGAGGUGACGGUAGAGUCAAACGAGAUCUUUACUCUGGAGAGACGAGACCCAUCGCGUGCGGCGCGCCAGCGAGACGGCUCGGGCGCGGAGGCGAGUGGCGCGGCUGGCGAGGUGUGCGUGUCGGCGGCCGGGCUGGCCGUCGCUCUGGCGCUGACCGCGCUGCUAGCGCUCGUGGCGGUAGCGGCAGCCGUGGCGUGCUGGUUAGUAGCGUGGAGACGUGCACGCCCGCCGCCCGCACCUCUACCACAUCCGCCAGACUUCCCGAACCCACUAUUUCAGCGCUAAGCGCCAUCGGGUGCACUAGUCCACGCCCCGCUCCUCCGCCGGCACCGGGCGGUGUCGGUCUUCCUCUCUUCUCUAAUCUGUGCGCGCCGCCGGAGGACCGUCGGGUGAAGACGCCGCGCGCGCCCCCCUCGAGCGUGAGCGGCGUCCCGAG